Messenger RNA from Pelobates cultripes (western spadefoot toad), 51410 nucleotides. NCBI's taxonomy places the organism in Eukaryota, Metazoa, Chordata, Amphibia, Anura, Pelobatidae. The record is from the annotation of a GenBank genome assembly.
AUGACUUCCUCCACCCAUAAACACUAUCACCUGCAUGAUAUCGAUUCAGAAAAGGUUGUGGAAAGAUAUUUAUCUGCAACAUCUGAUACUUUGAUGUUGGAUGAGAUUUUAAAAUUUCCAGUCGAAGAACUUUUAAAGGAAGCUAAGGAAGGUAUGUUCACUAUAAACCAGUGCUCUCCUACCCUGUCCUCAGUGACAACCAACAGUCCAGGAUUUAUGUAUCUCCCUGUUUUAUUGCAAUGGAGAUGCUGACAAAACCUGGACUGUUGGUGGUCCAUGAGGACUGGGAUGGGGAGCACUGCUAUAGACUAUAGGCACAUGCUUUGCAUUUGCUUUUUAAUUUCACUUUGCCUUGUGGUUCCCAAUCCUCAAUCACUCUAUGCUCCAAUAAGGGGGACAUUAGUCAGAUACAGGGGACUGCCUCGAAGCAGUAUGGGGGUGGUUGCUAUUUAAGAUAGGUUUUUCACUUUCUGACAUCUGAUUGAAUCAGAUAUUCAACUUUUAUACCAUAUACCUCAAUGAAGGACAGAGCUCCUUAGAGAUCAGUUUGUUUAGAUCACUUUCAAAUAAUUUGUUAAAUAUAUACUUUUAUUGAGCCCCAGCUGCACAGCUAUGCCGCUGAAUGUGGGAACAAAAUGCCCAUAUAACAGACUGACAUCUAUUUGUUUCUUAACAAAUCAAAUCUUAUGAAAAGGUGAAAGGACUGAACACUAACAGUGAUCACUAUUGGAGCUAGCCUUUCUAAUGUGUCUUGAACCCAUUCCAAUUCCUCUGAUUCUAAAAUCUUAGGCUGCCUAAAUAAGUAAUACAGAUCCUAAUCUACCUACUAUAUCCUAUUUACAAAUCUAAGUUGAUUUGACAGCACCCUCUAUCCUCAUAGUAAGUAAAUUAAUUUUAGCAGCAUAGAAGCAUUUACCAUCUUUGAAACAUAAUAUUUAAGUUUUCCAUACUUAACUGCAACCUUGUAAGCAAAAUCUUUCAUCGAAAGCUAGCUUGAUACAAAAAACUAUCUACUAACCAGUUUUUUGGACCAAUAAGGCUGUUUCAAUGUAUCACGUUUGUUGGAACACUUAAUACACUUUUUUAUUAUUAUAUUGAUUUUUCUUUUGUUUUUUUUAAUAUAAAUAAUAAAGUCUAAGAUGUUUUAUUCAAUAAAAGUGGUUUUAACAUUAAAGGUGAUCUACUGAGAGUUACUCUGUUUUGAGGUAUCUGUUCUAAAUGCUCAUAAACUAUUUGUUACAGUUUAAUAUUUAAUAGAUUGUUAUUAAAAUGAUUUUAUUAACGAUAAAGAAAUAGACAUAUAUAGAACAUGUAAGUACAGAAAUCAUAUGUAAAGAAAAUCAUUACAAUAAUCAAUCAAAAUAAGAUUGCGAUUCAAGAGAGUAUGUUUAUUAAACAAAGAAAAAAAAUGAGGGGGUGGGAGGGUUAACUGUAAUUUUCACAUCAAGUAAAUAGCGCUAGUAAGGAGUUAGGAACUAACUAGUGGGGCAGUAGCUGAGAAUCCAAGGGAGAUCCAGGGAAAAUCUGGGAUUUUAAAUGAUCAAUCAAUUCAUGGAACAGGUGGUAUUGAAAAUAGGAAAAAGAACAUUUUGCCCAAAAUUAAAGGUUAAUUAAAAAGAGUUUUUAGAAAAAUAAGAAGCAAGGGGCGAAGAGAAAAAAAGAGGGGGAAGCAAGGUGAGAGAUUUAAAAAAAAACCCAUUAUUUAUCAAUAUAGGCAGGAAAGUAACUCUUUCGCUAGUUUUCUCCAAAAUAACCCAACCCACCCAAAAAUAAAAAAAUCCAAAGCAUAAAUUUCUGCCCCUGUAGUGGCCUUCCUAAUCCACUGGCAAUCAAUAGUCCAGCCUUUGCUUUUUCUGUACUAAGUGAUGGUCAGGACACCCCAUAUUGGUGUUUGCUAUUGGUACCUUAGAUUCAGUCAAAGGUUGAAAAUACAUACCUUUUUCACACAGUCUAAUGAUUACACAUGUAAAAUGUGCACUCAGUUUAAGGCUUCCUCAAUAAAGCCAGGGGGCAGAGCAAAUUGGCACUGUAUUCACAACUUAGAGGUUAAAGCCAUUGCAAACUGUUUAACCAAUUAAAUGGAAUCUAUAGGCAUCUAGACCACUUUAUCUCAAUGAAGUAGUCCCUCUAGUUUUAACGCUGCAGUGGAAAACCACUUGAGUCACUUCUGUAGAAAUAGCUGAGUAAAACCUAGCUAUUUUAAUCAGCUGGUGUUAUAAAGACCAUCUGAUUGGCGUAGAGUGGCAUUUUGCCAUUCAUGCACACCAGCCUUUUAAUGCUUUCCUGUGGGAAAGCAAUGGAUUGGCUGAGAUCAUCCAUGGACAGAGCAACAUGGUGUGGUAUAAAGGGUCAGUAAAUUCAUUUUUAACCCUUGCGGAGGGGGGAUCACCUUAACUGUGACUAGCACACUAUAGUGUUAGGAAUACACAUAUGUGUUUCUAACACUGUAGUGUUCCUUUAAGGUAAGAAUAUAUCCGUGAAUUCCUAGCACAAUAACAACUUCAUGGGGAUAAAGUUGCUAUGGUGCAUGGAGUGUUACUUUAAAGAACUUACAUACAAAAUACAAAAAAAAUACCUGUUGUAAUAUUAUUUUAUGUUCCUUUUGCCAGGUCUCAUUGGUGGGGAUCACUUGAUUGACAUUUCAGCUGGUCCAAGUGUAGUUCAGCUCUUCCCAAUCUUUGGAUUCUUCAAGGAGAUCUCUAUUUUAGAAUUCAGUGAUGUCUUCAUUAAAGAUGUGCAGAAGUGGUUGAAUGGCCAUGAAGAUGCGUUUGAUUGGUCUUACCUAUGCAAAUAUGUAAUGGAAUCUGAAGGAAACAGGUGACAUUUUAUUAUAAGAUAUAUAGUUAUUCUUUGACAGUAAAUGACAUUAAUAUUUGGAAUGAUGAGAUCAGUUUCAUGUGUACAAUACAAUUUUCUCUAUACAACCGCACUAAACUGAUUUUCUUCAUACAAGAAUAGUACAGUGCUUCUCUAUGGGAGUACAUUGCCAUGGCAACAACUGUAAAAACUGCAAUUUUUUCAGUCUUUACUAAGACGUGCUUCUUGAGGCUGUCUGCUUGACAAACAUUAGAGGCACAAAGUAUUUAAUGUAAAUAUUGCUGUUUUUCACAAAUGGCAAUGCUUACAUUUGUCACAGAGCAGGGAAAUCAUCUAAGUACAAAGACCACUACAUUAAGCUGUACGUAAAGUGUAUUUUAAGGAGAGGUGCCAGAACUGCCAGCAACUUCUGCUAAAUUCUUUGCUGCUGGAACCUCCUGCAAAGAGCUUCUAAUUGGCUCCACUGUGCUAAACCCUGUCAGUUGACUGCUCACAACCUAUUAGUGCAGUCUUGCAUGGCUGAGUUUAGCUCAGUUGUAGCAGCUACUGGGGAUUCUAGCAGCAGGGGAGGUUAUUACUAUAGUCAUUAUACUCAGUGGCAUACUAAGGGGGGGUGGGGGGGCAGUUCCUCCCGGGUGCCAGCAGGGUGGGGGGUGCCAUGACCAGCCCCGCCGGCCCCCCAUGCUGCAGCCGCCCGAGCGCUCAGUAGAGAGCCUCAGGCGGCUGCAGCUUUGCCCGGGCGGUGCGUCCAUGAGGGCGGACCGCACCGCCCCGGCGCAGCCUGAGGAGAGGGGCUGACAGAAAAAAUGGGACAAUAGAUGACACAGGUUUGUUGCUCAGAAAUUGUCAUUUGUCUGGUUAUUAGGGUUAUUUACUAAAGCGAAAAUUCUAAGUGAAUUAGAUGUUUUUCCAGGUGUAUAUCUUUGUCUGUCCAUAAUAGUACAGAAUAGCCAUAUUGCUAAACAUUUUUUUUUUUUAAAUAUAAAAUUAAAAACAUUAAAUAGGUGAACUGGAAACAUUCUGAAACUCAUCUAUAGACACAAUAUGGCUAUUUUAGACUAGAUUUUGUCAUUGCAAUUUCAGCUUGCUACAUGUUGGAAUUUAGUGAAUGGACUUACAUGCUGUGAUCUAUAUUUUUGUUGAGAAAUAAAAUUCUUCUUAAAGGGACAGGGUCGGCAAUACAAUCAUUUUAUCUCAUUGCUUUGGUUAUGGUGUCCGGAGUCCCUUCACACUGUUCCUCCAUUCAAUGGUAAACCAUUUCCGAGCAGUUUAACCCUAAAUGAGAUUCCAUGGCUUCCAACCAUCCGGCCCCACUGGACGUGUAGCUAAGGCAGAGGUUACUGACUUCCUUGUAACUAUUACGAUUCAUAACUGCAGUAGGCUGUUAUAGAUGCUCGGUACUCUUGUUAAGCAUUAAAACAUUAAAAAAAUGGUUUAAUGCUGAAGACAGCACAAGGAUACCCCAGCCAUUGUAACCAAUCCAAUAUUUUGAAGCAGUUAUGGAACCUACAGUGUCUCUUUAAUUCCAAAACCACCCAUGGGAAUAUAAUGGAUAAAAUAAAUAGACACAGCUUUUGUUUGCAACAAAUAAAACACAAACUUUCCUUGGCAAUUAUGUCAUUGCUAUGCAUUUGAUAAAUUAAUUGUAUUUUCAAUAUUUUUUAGUGAUCGAUUUAAAGAAAAGGAAAAUGACCUACGUAGAAGGAUCAAACGAAUCUUAAAAUGUGAUUUCAGCAAAGCCAACCCUACGGACCCGGCUGUGUUACCAAAAGCUGACUGUGUGUUGAGUUUUUAUGUGACACAUGUUGUUAGUGAAGAUCAUGAAGCUUACCGCUCUAACAUGAAAAAAAUAGCUUCCAUGCUAAAACUAGGAGGACGCCUGCUAUUAUUUGGUGGUUAUAAUGGUGCAUUUUUCACUGUUGGUGAGGAAAAGUACCAUAUUUUAGGGUGCGAUGAAAAGUUUAUAAAAGAAGCUCUGGAAGAUGCAGGUCUUGCGAUUGAGCGAUGUGAGGUGCAGAAAAGUAAAAUAGACAAUGAGGUGCUAGCUUAUGAUCAUCUUUGUUUUAUUAGGGCUGUCAAAAAGGAAAAUAUCUAACAAUGGGAUAAAAUGAGCAACUAUUUUAAAUACAUUGCAUAAAUAAUUCAAGAAAAAAAAAUACAAUUAAAUAACUUUUAAACUUCCGAAUGUUAAUGCCUAACAAUGGGGUAAAAUGAGCAACUAUUUUGAAUACAAAUGCACUAUUAAUGCAUUACAUAUAAUGCAAGAAAAAAAUAAUACAAUUAAAUAACAUUUAAAGCUCUGAAUGUUAACGGAUAUGUCAAUGUAAUAAUUACAGGAAACCCCUCCAAACAGCAAUUAGUAAUUAAUAGCAAAUGAAAGAAUGAAAUUAAUUUUGUCAUGUAUUUAAAAUGGAAAAGCAGUAUGAUCUAGGCACUCAAAAUACAUACAGUAACAUAUUUAUUCAAAAGUCGUAACAUGAACAAAAACUUCUCGACCUUCAAUUACAUUGCUUUUUCUACUUAUGUAUGGGGGUCACCAGCCUUGGGUCUGGUUCUUCCCCUAGGAUUAGUAAGUGAGAAAUGUGCAGACUCCCUUUUCCUUUGGAAGAUUACAAUUUAACUAAAAUGGGACAGAAAGGGAAACACCUGUGUCAUCUUUUUUUGUCUAUUACUAUAUUUUGUGCUUUAAAAGUGAUCCUUCUGGUUAUAUUAUUAGGGGUGAUGUGAUUUUAGAGCUCUUCAUUAUUUAGGGUCCAGUAACACGUCUUGUGAUGUCAUAGGUGUAAUAUUCUCUGAGUACACUCGUGUGUAAAGUACUCUGAGGCAUCAAUAUUGCGAACCUCCGUAACAUUUCAUUCACUAGUGUAUUAAUGUAACUGAUAUAACCUUUAUCAUUUCAAUAGUUCAAUAAAAUGAAUCAUUGAAAAAAAUAACUGGAAAUCCGAUGUGUGUCCUUAAUAAUAAUUACAAUAAUUCUUCAUUCUCUUUCUUCCUGUAUGAAAUGUCACUCUGCGCUGUGGUUGUAAUCUCUGUAUCCCUUCUCCAAGCAUUUACAAUCAGUAUGACCAAUUAAAAUAAUCUCUCUACUGCUAAUACUUGUCAUUUACACAUAUAUAUAUAUAUAUAUAUAUAUAUAUAUAUAUAUAAUUUCACAAAGCUCCGAACUCCACCCAUGUAAAAACUGUAAAUUUACUUGCUGGUGCUCAUUAACAGAUCUUCAUAAAAUAUUCUCAUUCUUAGUUACCCGCACUCUUGAAAAUAAAACAGAAGAAGGAAAAACCUGUCAUUCAUCUUCUGUCUUUAGCCUCAUUUUGGCUAAAACCAGACAGGUUGGUGCCAAUACAAGUUUGCCUGAAUUGACAGUAAAUAAACCAGCAAUAAUCUCCUUAAAGAUAGAAUUAAAAAAAACUAACAAGACUUUGCAUUUUUUACCUGGUGUAUUAUUUGGUACUUAUAAACUGAGCUUUACAGCCUCUUUGGUCAUUUAAGUUGAUCAUACAAAGACCAAGAAUGACUUCCUCCACCCAUAAACAUUAUCACCUGCACCAGGGCAUCUUUAUUAUUGAUUGGACUCUGGGCAAGCAUUUGCAUGGCCCGCCUGGACCCACUCCCUGAUAUGCAAUCAUGCUUUCCACCCCAAAGCAGUGGUGGAACUAAAGUAGUAAGAGACCUGGUGCAAGAAUUCUAUUUGGCCCCCCUAUCUGUCAUGCAACUCCAACAAUGCUUUGACAGCUGGAGCUCUACCAAUUCCCCAUGCUUUCAGAGUUGCAUUUAGCAUUGUUUUUGUGUGUUUGAACGUAUGUUUAUGUAUGGAGUAUGUUUAUGUGAAUGUGUUUGUAUGUGGUGUUGGAGUUUGAAUGCAAACAUGCAUUUAUGUGUAGUGUUGGUUUCUUAAUGUAGGGGUGUGUUUAUAUAUCAUUUUGGUGUUUAACCCCUUAAGGACUGGACUGUUUUUGCGAUGUUGUACAUUUGCGACCAGGAAUAUUUUUACACUUUUCUGGUGUUUGUGUUUGGCUGUAAUUUUCCGCUCUCUCAUUUACUGUUCCCAUACAAAUUAUAUAUUGUUUUUUUCAGGACAAAAGGGGCUUUCUUUACAUACCAUUAUUUAUAUAAUCUCAUGUAUUUUAAUUUAAAAAAAAUAAAAAAAUCUGAUGAAAAAUUGAAAAAAAUACAUGUUUUUUGACUUUUACUUGAAAAAUCUUUUACUCAUCUACAAAAGCGAAUGAAAAAAACUGCUAAAUAGAUUCAAAAUUUUGUCCUGAGUUUAAAAAUACCCAGUGUUUACGAGCUUUUUUGCUUUUUUUUGCAUGUUAUAGGGCUAUAGGUACAAGUAGGAUAUUGCGGUUUCAAAACAUGCAUUUUAAAAAUUUAUCAAUAGUGACAUUGUAACACUAUUAUCUGUCAUAAAUCUCUGAAUAACACCCCACAUGUACAUAUUUUUUUUAAAGUAGACAACCCAGGGUAUUCAAUAUGGGGUAUGUCCAGUCUUUUUUAGUAGCCACUUAGUCGAAAACACUGGCCAAAGUAAGCAUUCAUAUUUGUUUGUGUGUGAAAAAAGUAAAAAAACUAAAUUGAACGCUAAUUUUGGCCAGUGUUUGUGACCAAGUGGUUACUAAAAAAGACUGGACAUACCCCAUUUGCAAUACCUUGGGUUGUCUUCUUUUGCAAAUGGUAUGCCAUCAUGGGGGUAAUUCUCAUUCCUGGGCUACCAUACGCUCUCAAAGGCAACGUAACCAACCUGGCCAUUUUCAAUGUAAAAAUAUUUGACCCAUGUAUUUGACCUUGUAACUUUCAAAAAUGCUAUAAAACCUGUACAUGGCGGGUACUGUUUUACUCGGGAGACAUCGCUGAACACAUAUAUUAGUGUUUAAAAACUGGAAAACGUAUCACAACAAUUAUAUCAUCAGUAAAAGUGCUGUUUGUGUGUGAAAAAUGCAAAAAAAGUAACUUUCACUGACAAUAUCAUCGCUGUGAUAUGUUUUACUGUUUUGAAUCACUAAUAUUUGUGUUCAGCGAAGUCUCCCGAGUAAAACAGUACCCCCCAUGUACAGGUUUUAGGGUGUCGUAGAACGUUACAGGGUAAAAUACAGUGCUAGCAAAUUAAAUUCUCUGGACUUUCGGCCUGGGUUGGCAGGCAGGUCCCUCAAAUUGCAAUCAAUAAAAUUACUGAAUUAUGUAAAAAUAUUACAUAAAUACGCACGUAGAAUUUAAAUAUAUAUGCAUAUUUAUAUAUUUGAAGUCUACGUGUAUAUUUAUAUAAUUAUUUAUGUAAUUUUGUAUAUGGACAUAUGUAUAUUUCUUAUUAUUUUUAUUUAUUUUUAUAUACAUAGAUAUAUAUACAAAUUCAUUCUAAGUGUAUUUUGAUAUAAAUAUAUAUAUAUUAAUUUUAAAAUACAGUUAGAAUAAAAUUUCAUAUAGCUAUAUAAUUUUUUUAAAAAUUUUUAUUAUUAUUUUUAAAAAUUUUUAUUUAAUUUAAAUUACUUAUUAUUUAUAUUUUAUAAUAAUAUAUAUAUACAAUCUAUAUAGUUAUUAUAUAUAUUAUAUAUAUACGUGUGUAAUUUAAUUAUAAGUGUAUUUUUAUUUUAAUAUAAGUACAUAUUAAUAUAAAAAUACACUUAGUAUGGUAUUAUAUAUAUGAUAUAUAGACAUAUAUUAUAUAGAUAUAAUAUAUGUCUAUAUAUCAUAUAUACACAUAUAUAAUUAUUAUUUUUUUUUUAUUAACAUUAACUUUAUUUUUUUUUUUGAUUUUACACAUGCAGGGAGACUGCCUGUCAGCACAGGCAGUCCCCCUGCAGGCAGCACUAUGGACACCCAUUGUGACCAUGUGAUCGCUAUGUUAAGCAAUCACAUGGCCACAGGGGUCCUAAAUCAGUGUGGGGAGACUGUCUGGGCUGCAGGCAGUCUCCCCACACCGGGAGCAACACUGAUCGCCGCCGGGGGAACGACGGCGAUCAGGUAAGUAACGGAAACCGUUAGGACGGUUCAGGACCGUCAUCGGUCCGCAAUGGGAAAAUCCCGAUGACGGUCCUGAACCGUCCUCGGUCGGGAAGGGGUUAACACAGAGUUGUGUUUGUAUGUAGUGUUGACGUUUCAAUGCAGGAGUAUGUUUGUAUGUAAUGUUGAAGUUUGAAUGGAGGGGUGUAUUUGUAUUUACACCCUGUUCCAAAUUAUUAUGCAAAUUAUAUUUUUCUCAUUUAGCUAAAUAAUUGAUGUAAAUAACAGUCAGCAUAAUUCUCAUGUUAUCAACUAUUAAGAGUACAAUUCAAAUUUUAUUGAACAAACCUCCUAAUGAUAACAGUAUUUUUUUUUAAACAUAAAAACUUACAAUGCACUGUUCCAAAUUAUUACGCACAGUAAGUUUCAAAACACUUUAUAGGUUGUAAAGAACUGAAAAUUGUCAUUUGUUGUGCUUGCAGCAUAUUUACUGAAAUCAAAAGCUAUUUCAAUCAAACUUAUAACAACAUUUUAACUUUUUAAACAUUUUAACAGGUCACGUUACAUUUUAACAUAGGAACCCUUAUUUGAUAGCAGCUUCACAAGUCUUGCAUCUAUUGAACUUGUGAGUUUUUGGACAGUUUUUGCUUGAAUUUGUUUGCAAGAUGUCAGAAUAGCCUCCCAUAGCUGCUGUUUGGAUGUAAACUGCCUCCCACCCUCAUAGAUCUUUUGCUUGAGGAUGUUCCAAAGGUUCUCAAUAGGAUUGAGGUCAGGGGAGGAUGGAGGCCACACCAUGACUUUCUCUCCUUUUAUCCCCAUAGCAGUCAUUCAUGCAGAGGUAUUCUUUGCAGCAUGAGAUGGUGCAUUGUCAUGCAUGAAGAUGAUUUUAUUACGGAAAGCAUAGUUCUUCCUUCUGUACCAUGGAAGAAAGUAGUCAGUCAGAAACUCCACAUACUUUGCAGAGGUCAUCUUUACACCUUCAGGGACCCUAAAGGGGCUUACCAGCUCUCUUUCCAUGAUUCCGGCCCAAAACAUGACUUCACCACCACCUUGCUGACGUCGCAGCCUUGUUGGAACAGGUUGGCCAUCCACCAACCAUCAACUACUCCAUCCUACUCCAGGGUCCAGAUGGAUGGAGUAGUUGAUGGUUGGUGGAUGGCCACCCUGUUCCAACAAGGCUGCAUUAAAGGGACACUAUAGUCACCAAAACAACUUUAGCUUAACAAAGCAGUUUUGGCUGUUCUACAUAGUUGCAUGAUUUGAUCUUUAACUUUGCUAGAAAAGCAAUGAACUAUGACAUCUCUCGCUACAGUCUCUUGGAGAUUUGGUGGUCUCAUCCCUCUGUGGCAUCUCUCCAAUAUAGGAACUUACAAUGUUGUCUUGAGGUACCAAUUUCCUCAAAAAUUCAAUUACAAAUUCUUCCAACUUAUUGUUUGUUAUUUGUUCGGCUAUAUCUCAGAGUCGUAAAUUAUUUAUUUUAGAUUGAUCCAUUAAGUCAGUCAGCUUUAGUGCUUUUUCCCCAAUUGGGCUUCAAAAUAUGUAUUUACCUAUUCUUUACCUAUUACCUGCAGUAAUGGUUGAACUUCUUCUAUGCAUGGGAUUUUGAGGGAUUCUUCAUUAUUUUCUCUUUCUGUUCUAGUAUCCCCUUUAAAGAUAUUCGUCUGCGUCUCUCUGUCUUGUUCUGUUCUUGAGAUAUGGGGAGGCGUAAAAAAGAGAGACGGUUUUCUGUUUUGUUAUCCCCCUUUUUUGGGUAUUGGUUUAUUUUUUUGACUUUUUUUUAAGUCAUAUUCUUGGUGUGUCAGCCGAGUCUUAUAGUUGUAAUAGACCCUAGUCUUUUCAGCCAGAAAAAUGUAUGGGUGCUAGCAGACAAACUUGUUUAGUAUUCCUUUAUUUAGAUUACAAUUGAGCAGUCACCUUUAACCACAAGAUUAUUUUGUUCUUUACUAACCAAUAAAAAAAAAAAAAAGUCAGCUUAACAAUAGUCAAUAGAUUCAAUAUCCUUCAGGCUAUAUCAGGCGAGCAAUUUAGACAGAAGUGAUAUUUCUUAAUAGCCUUCAGGUUGUAACAGCUAAACAGUUUGGCAGAGAUAGUAUUAAGCACUAGCCUUCAAACUUUAUCUGCCAAAGUGGAAAUAUUGAGCCGUAGCCUUCUGUUUUGAAUAGGUGGGGCAGCAUUUCAACCUUGGACCAAGGCAGAACAAUGUCAUGGCCGGACAUGACCACAGCUAUAACUUGUAUGUUGGUCAAAAAGGAAAGCCAGGGAUGAUGCCCAUAACAAUUUUAGUGCAAUUUUGCAAAAUAUAAAAUACCAGUUUGAACUCCAUAUAUAUUAAUCUAACUAUAAUUAUUAUGGUGUGCUUGGUGCCCAUAAUGGGAUAUUAUAAGUAACCCAAUAUUGGUGUACACAGUGCCCAGAUUGGUAUUACAUAUGUUACGUAAUACUGGUUGUAUUGGACAGUUUGAUGGAAGGGUCCUUUUAACUCUACUUAUGAGCGAGAUAAAAAAAAAAAAACAGUUAUUAAAGCAGCACUGUCUUGGCCACAUCCAUCUUUCUUUUAACCCCCUCCCGAUUCCACUACAUCGAAUUGUGCUCUUAGUAGCCCUAAAAUUCCCCAGCCACUUGGGUUGUCGAUUUAUUUUUUACAGUUAGCCCCCACCUGUCGAUCAUGGAUUGGUCUGGGGGGGAGACUGUAGGUCCUCCCCUUUUGUUAUUUAAGGGCCCCCACCCGCAACCCAUGUAUGGAGGCCAUGGGGGGGGGGGGAUAGUAGAGACAAUAGGUCCCCUGUUUAGUUAAGUGGCCCCCACGGGUGAGUCUCGGGGGGACACCAUGACCCACUGUUAAUUAUUUGAAUAGAUUUCUUUAUUAAAUUGGGGGGUCUUUUUUUUUUCAAACUGUGAGCAGCUGUGGUAUAGUGAGUAGGAGCAAAAGGGAAUUUUUUUGUCCAAACACGAAUAGACCAACUGUACACAUUCUGUACUAAAUUUGGUAGUUUCACCGGUGGCCUGUCUAAAUGACAGGACAUUUGAACGGCGAAUGAACAAAAGCGAGAACACGGAGGAAAAGUAAGUAUGAUGGGAAAAUUUAUUUAACCCCAGGAAAUGGAGUGGACUUAAGCUCUUCCUUGGGUCAAAGAUGGUCAAGCAUAGAAAAAAUACACAAGACAAAAUAGUCCCUAUAAAAGAAACUACAUCAAAAAGGUAGAAAAGAAGAACAGAUCGUGAGAGAGGGAGAGAAGAGGAAGCGAUUGGGGAAAGGUAAGUUCGACAUGACAGUGCCGCUUUAAAUUAAAAUUCCCUUAAGUUUUCACUGGAUCCUGUUAAAGUGUCUGAUUGUGCACUAAUGAACUCACACACAUAUCUUUUUUACACGCAUAUAAAGCAGAAGGAAAAACAUACUAUCACAUGUCAUUCAUCUCCUGUCGUUAUCUUUGCUUGCCUCAAGUUAAACUAAAUAAAAUUGCAAUCAUCUCCACAAUAAGAAAAAAAAAGAAGAAAAACAAACUUGACCUAGACUUAUUUCACCUGGGGUCUUAUCAGAUACUUAUAAAAUGAAUUUCAACCUAGAUUUUUAGUUCAAACUGUAAUUACAGCAUUUUUGGUGCAUCUAACUUGAUUAUCCAGAGGCUAAGAAUGACUUCUUCCACCCAUAAACACUAUCACCUGCACAAUAUCGAUUCAGAAAAGUUUGCAGAAACAUAUUUAUCUGCAACAUCUGAUGCUUUGAUGUUGGAUGAGAUUUUAAAAUUUCCAUUUGACGAACUUUUUAAGGAAGCUAAAGAAGGUAUGUUCAUAUACGAUUCAAUACAGUUUAACAACAAGUUUUGUAAAAAGUGUCAGCACUUCAGAAAAUCUUGUUAGAAAAAUUGUUAGAAAAAGGAAAAAAAAUGCAAAUUUAAAACCAUAUACACUUAUAGGUAUAGUCUUUUCCCCCCUCACAAUGGUAAGUAUGCCUUAGCAAAACAAAUUCACUGUGUGCCUGAUACUUUGGUCAGGAAUAGGGUGGUGUUGAAAAUCCACAGCUUAGUGUUGCAGUUAUGAUCUAGCAGAAAUUUGUCUAAGCGGGAUAUUCUCAAACACAGUGUAUUAGAAAAAAUAUAUUUGUGUAGAAGUAAAAAUAUAAAGACAAGAAGUAGUAACAAAUUCAAGAUGUGGUAUAAAGUUCAAAUCAUAACCACUAAAUAGUCCAGUGUAAGCAGUUGAGCAGUAGAGUUACCCUUUCGUUGAAGCAGUAGACAGUUCUCUCUUCAAGCCGCAAUGAUGAAAGUGAAGACCGGAGGGACGCUUUUAUCUCAGUCCACUGCAAAUUACUGCUGGAACUGGAGAAAUGCAGAUGAAUAAAAACUUGAUCCUCAGCUCAUCAACGCAUUUCGCCCAUGCUUGGCGGGCUUUUUCAAGAUAGUGAAGGAUCCUUGGCUCAUAGUAUAUAUAGCCUCUAAGAUUGUGAUGGCUGUCAAAGUUUCUUAAAAGGUACAUACGUCCUUCUAUGGCAAACUUUUUAUGUGUCAGCCAUCAUUCCAUUGAAAUAAUACAGUGCAUCUAUCUGUUUAAGUAUACAGACAUUGAUAUAGUAGUGUACCAUAAACCAUAUAUAAAUUAGACGACAUCUGAAAAUCAAUAUACAAAUGCAUCUAAUUAAAAAAUAUAUUCAGUAACAGAUUAUUGCAAUAACCAUAAGAAUUAGAAGACGUUCAUAAGUAGAGUUGAGCGGACACCUGGAUGUUCGGGUCCGGCGGGUUCGCCGAACUUUGAAAAAAAGUCCGGGUUCGGGCUCGAACUUGACCCCGAACUUGACCCCGAUCCCUAUUGAAAUCAAUGGCGACCUGAACUUUUGGCCACAAAAAUGUAUCUAAAAACUCCUGGAAAGAGCUAGAGAGCUGCAAAAGCAAGUAAAAUGGGGGUAAGAGUAGGACAAGUGCCCUGCAAACAAAUGUGGAUAGGGAAAUCACUUAAAAUAACAUAAAAAAUAAAAAAUACAGCUGAGCCAUAAAAUAGCACUAGAUGGAAUCUUUGAUUUUAGCUUUGGAAGAACAUAAAUCAAAAUCUAAAGCAUGGCUGUUAGGAGGAUCAACAGAAUUAUCCAUUUGAGAGAGGGUUGGAGUGCAGGGUAUUCUCUUUCAUUGUUCAAACUGAGCUCAACUCCUGAUGCAUGGAGAAAAGGCCUUCACAAGCCUCUGCUAAUGUGUACCUAGUUUAUACUAAGUGACCCAUAGGUUGAGGAGGUGGUGACCGUGGCGGUGGAGGUGGAAGCAGCGGUGGAGGAGGAGGUAGCCAACACUGUUUUUUUUAUAUAUAUAUUUUUUUAUUUUAAUUGUGGUAGCCCACAAAACAUUGGGACAUACAAAAAAUAAACAUUUGUGGCCUGCGCUGCAUUUCUUGCAGUCCUGAUGCAUAGAGAAAUGCUCAACUCCUGAUGCAUGGAGAAAAGGCAUUCACAAGCCUCUGCUAAUGUGUACCUAGUUUAUACUAAGUGACACAUAGAUUGAGGAGGCGGUGACCGGGGCGAUGUAGGUGGAAGCAGCGGUGGAGGAGGAGGAUGAGGUAGCCAACACUGUUUUUUAUGUUUUUUUUUUUGUUUUUUUUAUUGUGGUAGCCCACAAAAUAUUUGGACAUACAAAAAAAGAAACAUUUGCGGCCUGUGGUGCAUUUCUUGCAGUCCUGAUGCAUGGAGAAAUGCUCAGCUCCUGAUGCAUGGAGAAAUGCUCAACUCCUGAUGGAUGGAGAAAAGGCCUUUACAAGCCUCUGCUAAUGUGUACCUAGUUUAUACUAAGUGACCCAGAGGUUGAGGAGGCGGUGACCGUGGCGGUGGAGGAGGGUGAGGUAGCCAAAUCUGUUUUAUAUAUAUAUAUAUAUUUAUUUUUUUUUAAUUAGGGUAGCCCACAAAAUAUUGGGACAUAUAAAAAAAAAAGACAACUUUGUUCCGCCGAGUAGCUGUUGACAUUAUAGUUGCGCAGGCACUUUGUUAACUCUAGAGAACCUCGGGCCAAUCGCACAUCCCCGUGGCAACGACUUUGCAUGCGGAUGUCACCCAUAUAAACUUUCGAUGCCAGUUUCUGCGCCUACCAUGAUGACCACGGGUAACGGGGAAUCAGGGUUCCAUUCCGUACAGGGACCCUGAGAAACAGCUACCACAUGCAAGGAAGGCAGCAGUAACGACAAAUAAAGGCAGCAGUGACGACACUGCUCGCACAGUGUCAUGAGGCGGUGAGCAGGAAGGCCGAAGUUACGCUGCAGAGCAGACAGGCGUAAGCGCGCACAGCCGCCAUAGUGAAUGUCACAUCCUGUUCCAAGUUGCGGAUCAGUCUGGUGAUGGCUUCUGGUAUCCAGUACUCUUUUUAUUGAAGCUGAAUCAGGGUCCUGGUAUGUGGCCGCACAAAUGCUGGUGCUCAACACCAGGGGGCAUGAGGUUACCCUGCACCAGACCUUGCUAAUCCAUUCCACACUGUGACUCCUAACUUCAACAACAGGCAUACUGGGUCCUGGUCGUCCGACCGCCGCCCAGACAGUCCUGGUCACCGGACUGCCCACCUCACUGUGAAACUACAAAUGGAUUGUUAAAUCUGGUACGUGUGUUUUUCCAGCAUGUAAAGUCUGCAAAGGACAUAUGGAAAUUGUUUUAGAAUUGUAUCCAGGCUACCCUAUAAACUGACCUCUCAGUUUGACUUGUGAGGGUAUUGCCCCAGAAUUACAAUAUUGUUGAAGUACCUCUAAGCUAUUGAUCACUGGUUUAAAUAUAGCAGCUUGUUAUCUGGUAGUUUCUAGUGUAGAAAAUAUCAAUCUGUUUUCUAUCACUUAGAUCUGUGUAACAAGUGUUAUAUGUUACAAGUGACCGAUGUAGUAAAUUCGAAUCAAAGUUCCAUUUGCAAAAACAAUUCUCGCUCAUCUUCUGUGGGUUAUUGCAUUUUUAAAAUGUAGACUUAUUGUAUCACACAAGCCAUGCACAGGUAGAUUGUUUGGCACGUUGUUUUGGUGUUUGUUUUUUAACUUUGUAGUUGUGUUACACAACAUAGAAAUGUAUAUUAAUGCUUCUGUAUAUGAAGCGAUCACAAUAACACUUAUUUUUCACUUUUUAUAAAAAAAUCAGACUACACAAAAAUUGGUAAUUCGCAAUAUGACAUCUGAAAAGCACAUGAAAGGAUGCUGUAUGAUUUUUUUUUAAAAAGAAUACACUACAUGAAGGUAAUGUUCACUAUUCACUAGAGUGUGUAGUCAUGAAUGUAACCAGUAAAACUUUGUUGUUUACAGCCACUGGUUGGCCCAUACAUAUUUUAAAACUUGUUUAAUUUUGUUGUAGCAUGACUUGUAGAUAUGAAGAGCAUGCCCCAAAAUGUACUAUUUAGCAGAUUAGCAUCCAGAAAAUUCGAAUUUUUACAAGUGUGCUGUAAGCACACUAUUAGACGCUUCUAUUUGACUUUCCCUACUAAAAUACUAUUUAGCAGUUUAGCGCCCCCAAAAAAAUUAAGUUUUAAACUGCAAUGUGACAGCAGUAUUUGACACUUCUAUUUGACUCUAAGAUAUGAAGAGCACACCCAAAAUGUACUAUUUAGCAGUUUAGCAGCAAACAAUUUGAAUGUUUACAAUUGCGCUGAAACCGCAGUAUUUGACACUUCUAUUUGACUCUCAGAUAUGAAAAGCAGGCCACAAAAUGUACUAUUUAGCAGAUUAGCACCCAGAAAAUAAAAAUGUUUACCACUGUGCUGUAAGCACACUAUUAGACGCUUCUAUAUGACUCUCAGAUAUGAAGUGCACGCCUCAAAGUGUACUAUUUAGCAGUUUAGCGCCAACACAAUUAGAAUGUUUACAACUGCGCAGUAAGCACACUAUUAGACGCUUCUAUUUGACUCUCAGAUAUGAAGAGCAGGCCACAAAAUGUACUAUUUAGCAGAUUAACACCCAGAAAAUUAGAAUUUUUACAAGUGCGCUGUAAGCACACUAUUAGACGCUUCUAUUUGACUCUCAGAUAUGAAGUGCACCCCACUAAAAUACUAUUUAGCAGUUUAUCACCCCAAAAAUGUUAAGUUUUAAAACUGCAAUGUGACAGCAGUAUUUGACGCUUCUAUUUGACUCUCAGAUAUGAAGAGCACACCCAAAAUGUACUAUUUAGCAGCAAAACUAUUUGAAUGUUUACAAUUUGCGCUGUAACCGCAGUAUUAGACGCUUCUAUUUGACUCUCAGAUAUGAAGUGCACGCCCCAAAAUUUACUAUUUAGCAGUUUAGCACCAAAACAAUUAGAAUGUUUACAACUGCGCAGUAAGCACACUAUUAGACGGUUCUAUUUGACACUCAGAUAUGAAGAGCAGGCCACAAAAUGUACCAUUUUGCAGAUUAACACCCAGAAAAUAAGAAUCUUUACCAAUGCGCUGUAAGCACACUAUUAGACGCUUCUAUUUGACUCACAGAUAUGAAGUGCACCCCACUAAAAUAAUAUUUAGCAGUUUAGCACCCAAAUAAUUUUAAGUUUUAAAACUGCAAUGUGACAGCAGUAUUUGAUGAUUCUAUUUGAGUCUCCGAUAUGAAGUGCACCCCACUAAUGUACUAUCCCACUAAUGUACUAUUUAGCACCAAAAAAAUUGACUUUUUUUAAACUCCGAUGUAACCGUGGUAUUUGAAGCUUCUAUUUGACUCUCAGAUAUGAAGUGCACCCCACCCCACUAAUGUACUAGUUUGCAGAAUUCUUGUCCCUAUCAGCGGAAGCAUCCUUUACCUACACUAAUAAGUAGGAUCUAUUGGUUUUAUAUGAUUUAAAACUAGUUGUUUUAACAAAAGGUGGCCCUGUCAUCUUGAAAAUAUUGCACUGACCACAUUUAUAAAAACCUUUAUUGUCAUCUAAAAAAAAAAAAAAAUUUGUCUCAGGGGCUUAAAAAGUGUGUACUAUUUUUUUUAUAUAUAGUUGGUGCUCCUCUAAAAAAUAUAUUUGGUUUUUGAAGUAUAAUUGUGCCUAAAGUGGGGUCCUGAAGUAGAAAAUGAAAUUUUUUUAUUAAUUAUUUUUCUUAAAUAGCAGAUUGUGAACUGUAAUUAAAAAUAAGGGGACAAUUACAAUUGUUAUCAACCGUUGUUUUGGUCCAGAGAUUGUAAUAUUUGUAAUCUCUCCAAAAUUAUUAACUUUUUGUAUCGAUUUCCUUAAUAGAUCUUUGCUAUAGUUUUUUUCUUCUUCAAAUUGUUGUUUAAAUAUUUCUGUUUGCUGAUGGCAGACUAACCCGUCUGCACAGUUCUUUUUAAUUCUGCGAAAUUGUCCCAAAGGGACAUUAAUGGUCCAAAACAGGUAGUGACAACUAGAAUUCAGGAUAAAACUAUUAACAUCCACACUUUUAAAGAAAGUCCUUGUUUUUAGGCCAUCUUGAUCAACAUAGAGCACUAAGUAUAAAAAAUCUAUUUCUGAGCGGUGGUAUUUGUAAGUGAAGGAUAAAUUAAAAUCAUUUGUGUUAAUAUACUUUGAAAAUUCUAGUAAAAGUUCUUCUCAUUCCCAAAUAAAAAAACAAGUCAUCUAUAUAGCAUCUAUAGAGGACCAGAUUUGCCACCCAGGGAUGACUCUCCCAAAUGAACAAUUGUUCCCAGAAGGUCAUGAAGAUGUUGGCAUAACUGGGUGUGAAUUUAGUCCCCAUAGCCGUGCCUGUUACUUGUAUAAAUAUAUAUAUAUAUAUACAUAUAUAUAUAUAUAUAUAUAUAUAUAUACAGGAAAGUAGAAAAUAGCACUCUAAGGACUUCAAAAAGGUAUUGUGAAAAAAUAACUUAGCUUUUAUUCAGCAACUGCCACAAUAUUUCAACGUUUCAGUUCUAUAGCAGAACUUUCGUCAGGAUACCUUUUUGAAGUCCUUAGAGUGCUAUUUUCUACUUUCCUGUAUAUAUUAUUUUGCUUGAUCAGCACCGGGCUUUAUGAGAAUACAACUGGAGUGCAAGUAUUUGGAUAUUUUAUAUAUAUAUAUAUAUAUAUAUAUAUAUAUCUUGAUUGUACCAAAAAAAAUUAUUGGUUAAUAUAAAAUUAAUACAUUCUAUUAAAAACUCUAUCUGCUCUAAAUGCAUGUCUCCUUUUUGAUAGAGAGUAUAUCGGAUUGCUUGAAGACCUAAAUGAUGUUUGAUAACAGUUUAUAUUGAUGUAACAUCACAUGUUACAAGCCAGAGAUUCUUGCUCCAUAAUUUACCCUCUACUAGUGUAAGGAGUUCUCCACUGUCUUUUAAAUAAGACUUCGACGUCUAAACAUAAGGUAGUAGGAGAACGUCUAUGUAUUGAGAUAGAUUAGCAGUCAAGGAGUCUAUACUUGAAAUAAUUGGUCUACCAAGGUUUUUUUUGAGGUUUUUGUGCAUUUUUGGUAGAAAGUAAAACACUGGUUUGAUAGGGUGUGUGAUUGAAACUUAAGUAUAUUCUUUUUUAGUUAAAAUACCUAAAAUCCUUUCUUUUUCUAGGAGCAUAUGUAGUUACUUCUGGGUCUCUUUUGUGGGAUCUCUAUUUAAAAUUUCGUAAGUGGUUGUAUCUUUUAAAACUCUAUUACAUUCUUCUUCAUUAUAUAUAGUGACCAAAAUUACAAUUCCUCCACCUUUAUCUGUACAUUUAAUUUGAAAUAUAUUUUUAUUCUCAUUUAAUUCUUAUAGUGCUUUAGGAAUUUCUUUAAACGUGUGGAUGUUAAUAGUUUUAUCCGGAAUUCUAGUUGUCACUACCCGCCCUGGAUUGAUAAUGUCCCUUUGGGACAAUUUCGCAGAAUUAAAAAGAACUGUACAGACGAGUUAGUCUGUCAACAACAAACAGAAAUAAUUAAACAACAAUUUGAAGAAAAAACUAUAGCAAAGAACUAUUAAGGAAAUCGAUACAAAAAGUUAAUAAUUUGGAGAGAAUGCAAAUAUUACAAUCUCAGGACCAAAAAAUGGAUGAUAAUUUUAAUUGUCCCUUUUUUUUCAAUUACAGUUCAUAAUCCGCAAUCUUAAGAAAAAUGAUUCAUAAAAAUUGGCAUUUUCUAAUUCAGGACCCUACUUUAGGCACAAUUCUACCUCAAAAACCAAAGAUAUUAUUUAGAGGAGCACAAACUAUAAAACAAAAAAAUAGUACACACUUUUCUGAGAAAAAAACCAACAUUUUUUAAAUGACAAUAAAGGUUUUUAUAAAUGUGGUCAGUGCAAUAUUUUCAAGAUGACAGGGCCACCUUUUGGAAAAACAAUUAGUUUUAAAUCAUAUAAAACCAAUAGAUCCUACAAUAUUGAAGACUGCAUCACGUGUCAUUCCAAGCAGGUCAUAUAUUUAUUAGAAUAUGAAUGCGGUCUUCAAUAUGUGGGUCAAACUAAACGAAAGCUAAAAAAAUCAGACUAAGAGAACAUAUUUACAACAUUAAAAAAAUGUGUGAAAACCACACUUUAUCUAAACAUGUUAUGGAAGUCCAUAAUGGUGACCCCAAAACUCUUAAAUGCUGUGGGAUCCUACUAGUACACACACCAUGGAGAGAUGGUGAUCUAAGUAAACAAUUAAUCAGACAAUAAAUGUUUUGGAUCCACAGUUUGAAAACCUUAGUCCCUUUUGGACUAAAUGCAGAGCUAGAAUAGUCAAUAAUCUCUAAAUCUCCAUUUUUGGGCUAGUCAAAAAAUAAUUUAUUAAUACAUUUUUUUUACAUUUUUAUUUAUUAUGUUUGAUUAUUUUAUUUUUUAUUUUAUAUUUUUUAUUUUCUACUCUCAAUAAAAACUUUUCUACGAAGCAUUGCUAAAUUAUUUUCCCAUAGAUUUUCUCUCCAGCUUUCUGUGUUAUUUGAAUGGAAUGAUGGCUCACACAUGAAAAGUUUUGCCAUAGAAGAACGUAGGUACCUUUAAGAAACUUUGACAGGCAUCACAAUCUUAGAGGGUAUAUAUUCUAUGAGACAUAGAUUCUUGAAAUUCUUAUUCAUCUGCAUUUCUCCAGUUCCAGCAGUAAUUUGCAGCGGACUGAGAUAACAGUGUCCCUCCGGUCUUCACUAUCAUCAUUGCAGCUUGAAGAGAGAACUGUCUACUGCUUAAUCUGCUUUAACGAAAGGGUAACUCUACUGCUCAACUGCUUACACUGGACUAUUUAGUGGUUACGAUUUGAACUAUAUACCACUUCUUGAAUGUUUUACUACUUCUUGUAUUUAUAUUUUUACUUCUACACAAAAAUGUUUUUUCUAAUAAACUGUGUUUGAGAAUAUCCCGCUUAGAAAAAUUUCUGCUAGAUCAUAACUGCAACACUAAGCUGUGGAUUUUCAACACCACCCUAUUGCUGACCACAGUAUCAGGCACACAGUGAAUUUGUUUUGCUAAGGCCUACUUACCAUUGUGUAGGUGUAUAAAGACUAUACCUAUAAGAGUAUAUGGUUGUAAAUUAUCAUUUUUUCCUUUUUCUAAGAAUUAAGGACAAUUUUCUGAAGCACUGACUCCUUCUUAAGGUCAAUAGGUAGGAAUAACCUUUCAUGUGUCGAGCAGCAUCUACUUUUAUCACAUAUUUUCAUCUUUUAGAUUUUUAAAUUGUGAUUUUUUUGUCUAUUUUAUUUUAUACAGUUUAAUAACAGAUUGCUGUUUCUAGGCUUUUAUUAACAAAACAGAAAUAGAUUUACAUAGAGCAUGUAAGAACAGAAGUCAUAUGUAAAGACAAUCAUUAGGGCAAUUUAUGCAAAGAUGACAAUGUGAUUCUAGAGCGUGUGUUUAUUCAAUAUUGAAGAAAAUCCCACUCUCAAAAAAGAUUUAAGUGUAAUUUCCACACCAAGUAAAUAGCGCUAGUGAGAAGUUAGAAAGUAACUAGUGGGGCAGUAGCUGAGAAUACAGGAGAGAAACAGGGAAAAGCUGGGAUCUUGAAUGGGUAAUCAACCCAUGAAACUCAUAGGGUAUUGAAAAUAGGAGAAAAACAUUUUGUAAAUAAGUCAAGGUUAUUGAAAAGUGCUUUUAGAAAAAGAAGAGAUGGGGGGGUAAAGAGGGAGUAGAGAGAGGAGACAUUUAUUAUUUCAAUUUUACAAUAUUAACAGGAAAGCAAAUAUUUGGUUAGUUAUCUCCAAAAUAUCCCUCAAAAUAAAUUUGAGUGCCAAGUCCCUCUAGAUUUAAACCUAAAACAAAAAACAUUGUAUUAUUGUUAUGUUAUUUAUGUAGCGCCAUCAAAUUCGGCAGCGCUUUACAAUGGGUGGACGAACAGACAUGUAGUUGUAACCAGACAAGUUGGACACACAGGAACAGAGGGGUUGAGGGCCCUGUUCAAUGAGCUUUCAUGCUAGAGGGAGUGGGGUAAAAUGACACAAAAAGGUAAGGAUAGUAUUAGACUAGUGACAGUUAAAGAAGAGGAAUCAGUAUUCUUCAGGAAUGGCAAUAUUUUCAUUGCAGGGUUCCAAUGCCUCUUGUGUCUGUCACUCCGACAAUAAUAGUAGUAAUAGCUGGGUAAAACGUGCCAUUUGAAGCAAUUAUGGAGCUUACAGUUUCCCCUUAAUUUCAAAAGCACACCUGUAAAUAGAAUGGAUAAAAUAAAUAGACAUAGUUUGUGUUUAUAACAAACUGUACAAACGUUUCUUACAAUACUCUGAUUGCAAUGCAUUUAGUACAAUAACUACACUAGCUCUCUUUUUUAGUGAUUAUUUUAAAGAAAAGGAAAAUGACCAAUGUAGAACAUCAAACGCAUCUUAAAAUGUGAUUUCAGCAAAGCCAACCCUACGGACCCGGCUGUGUUACCAAAAGGUGAUUGUUACCAAAAGGUGAUGCUAAAACUAGGAGGACGCCUGUUAUUAAUAGGUGCUUAUAAUGGUGCAUUUUACACUGUUGGUGAGGAAAAGUACAAUAUUUUAGGGUGCGAUGAAAAGUUUAUAAAAGAAGCUCUGGAAGAUUUCAGGUCUUGCGAUUGAGCGAUGUGAGGUACGGAAAAGCAAAAUAGUCAAUGAGGUGGUUGAUUAUGAUCAUCUUUAUUUUAUAAGGGCUAUUAAAAAGUAAAAUCUAUAACAAUGGGGUUAGUGAGCCCUUAUUUUUAAAUACAUUAUAUAAAUAAUGCAUUACAUACAAUGCAAGAAAAAUAUAUAUAAAUCAAUGAAAUAAAAUUACUCACUUUCAAAGUUCCUAAUGUUAAUGGCUGCACUAAUGCAAUAAUUACAGGAGAACCUUCCAAAUAUUAAUUAGUAAUACAAGGCAAAGGAAAGAAAGAGUGAGAUGAUGAAUUAAUGUUUUAUUAAUAUUAUGUUGUAAAAUAAUGCUUAACAAAUGUAUUCAUAUUCCUUCUGCAUACUUUGCUUGUUUGAAAUUUGGGUGCAAAUCAGGUUUAUAAAUCUAAAAAAAAUAGGUACCAAAAGCACGGUGGACUUAAAGUACACUUAUGUUACUAAGGUGUUUUUUAUGAGCAAAUCAAUGUUAUCAUGUUAUUCACUAAAUGACGAAUUGUAGUUUAAAAAAUAUGAACAACAAAAUGUAGGAAAACAUAACUUAUUUGAAAAAAGAUUUUAAUUUGAUACAAUUUGGACUUGAGUGAGUAACACUAAUCUUUUCAGGAAAUGUUGUCCUGUUCAGUGCAAUCAAUGUGCAUCAAUGUUGGAUGAAUACAUUUGUUAAUAAAAAUGAGCUGUAUGCAUGUACAAUUACUCCAUUGUUCAUUCGCAACUAUUUCUUACUGACAGUUGAGAGGGGACAGAGUUGUAGUAGUUAUUUCUGAAAUGUUGAUUUGCUGGGGAUGCAGAGAAGGACCUUGGCAACCCCUAGUUCAGGUACUAUACUUCUAGAAAAGAUAAUGGACACUGCACUUUCCAGGCUUCCUGGGUGCUCAGGAACUUAGAACAGCCAGGUCUCACUUCCAGAUAUAGAAAAUAAAUAUUGAUCCAGGCACUCAAGGAUAAAAGCCAAAAUAGCAGCUUUACUUAGAGCAAAACAACAGCAGGGUCUAUGUCAAGGUACUUUCACUGACAUUUCACUGGAAUGUAUGUGUCCUAAUGUUCCAUAUUUGGUUUCUGAGAGGUGAAAAGAAGUAAGCUACUAUUAGUUUUUUAUUUGGGAAAAUAAUCUUUAGUUAAAAGCUCAUUUAUGCUUUAGAAAUAUACGUUGGUGGCUAUAAAGUGCCAUAAAGAACAUGUGAAAAAAUAAAUGAUAAGUGUCUAAUUUUACGCCUCCAUCCAGCAGUCGCUCUCACUUCAGUUUCCAGAGCUUUAAAGAUCUGGAUGGAAAAUCUAGAGGCAGACAUCCAAAGAGGCAGGAGCAGAUCCAGUCUUCUGGAAAGUCUAAAAGAUAUAAAGCUUGCAGUAGACUUUACGUCUGACGCUUCGGUGGAUCUGGUUAAGGCCUUUGCCAGAAAUAUGGCCCUCUCUGUUUCAGCCAGAAGGGCUUUAUGGUUAAGGUCCUGGAUAGCAGAUACCUCUUCUAAAUCUAGUUUAUGUGCCUUACCUUUCCACGGCGACAUGUUGUUUGGAAAAAACUUGGAUGAAUGUAUUAAAAGAGCAGCCGAAGGCAAAAGAGCUUUUCUCCCGCAGGAUCGUAAACCCAGAGGUUCCUUUCGAUCCAAACGAUAUCCAGACUAUUUUUCCUUUCAAGAUGCCAGAUCUUACAAGGCAGGAAGAGAGCAUGGAAGAUCCCAGCCUUGGAGAGGUGGACAGUCAUCUACCAGAGGCGGUAAAUCUAGAGGCGCCUCGUUCCACAAGAACCCCAGAUCUUUAUGACUGGUCUUCCCCCCAGUCAGUAGGUGUGGGGGCACGUCUGUUACUCUUCCAAGACGUAUGGGAACUAUCCACCACAGACAAAUGGGUGUUGGAUAUCAUAAGAAGAGGAUAUCGUUUAGAAUUCUUCAGACCCCCUCCAGCUUACUCCUUUCAAACGACCAAAUGGCCAGGAGAUGCAGAAAAAAGACAGGCCUUAAAAGAUUUCAUCUCGACACUCCAGGAAGGAAAUGUCAUCAUUUCAGUUCCUCAGCGACAGCAAGGUCAAGGGUUUUACUCUCACCUGUUUCUCACCAGAAAAGCUUCAGGUGGUUGGAGACCUAUCUUAGACUUAAGCAGACUAAAUCAGCAUCUCCUCAUCCGGAAGUUCAAGAUGGAGUCUAUUCAAUCCAUCAUAAAGGUCGUUUUUCCACACCAAUGGAUGAUUUCUAUAGACUUGGCAGACGCUUAUUUCCACAUCCCCAUUGCUCCAGAACAUCAGAAAUUCCUUCGGUUUGCGGUGGAACAAGGGCAUUUUCAAUUCCGAGCCCUGCCGUUCGGUCUCAGCACAGCUCCAAGAACAUUCUCCAAGGUCUUGAUUGUUUUGAUUGCGGAGCUCAGGAAAAAGGGCAUAGCCAUUUACCAUUACUUAGAAGACAUCCUCAUCUUGGCAGAAGACACAGAUACCCUUCAGACCCAUGGGCAGGUUUGUCUACGUUUUCUACGCCGUCAUGGUUGGAAGUUAAACGAGAACAAGAGCCAAUUACAGCCGGCUCAGGAGAUGAAAUAUUUGGGGGCCAUAUUCAACACUCUAGCAGGCACAGUGCAACUGUCUCCAGAAAGAGGUACGAAGUUGAUGAACAAAGUCAAAGACAUGUUGGCAUCCAAUCUGACCUCAGCAGAAAGAUGCAUGAGCCUGUUAGGAUCAAUGUCCUCCACCAUCGGACUGACAAGAUGGGCCCAAUGGAGGAUGAGGAUUUUCCAGAAGAAUUUCAUCCUCAAUUCAGAUCGAGAAGUCCACUUCAGCCUAUCAAGAUUCCCCCUCAGGUCCAUCAAUCUCUGAUUUGGUGGUUACAGAAGAAAUCCCUGUUCAGAGGGUUUCCAUUGGGGAACAUCACAUGGACAGUUAUUACCACGGACGCAAGCCAGUGGGGAUGGGGUGCUCACCUACAAGAUCAGUUUAUCCAGGGGAAAUGGUCCUUUCCAGUAACAGAGAUUCCCUCCAACCAAUUAGAGCUUUUGGCAGUUCUAAAAGCUCUAGAAAUUCUCCUUCCCCUCAUACGCUUCAAGUGGAUCAAGAUCAGAUCAGACAAUUCCACUGUAGUUGCCUACAUAAACCAUCAAGGGGGAACAAGGAGUCGGAAAAUGAUGUCCAUUAUGAAGCCCCUAAUGUCCUUCUCCCAGAAGCAUCUAGCGGGCCUAUCAGCGAUCCAUCUUCCGGGAGUCCAGAAUUCCAUAGCGGAUUACCUGAGCAGAGUGGAAUUAGAUCCAGGAGAAUGGAGUCUGUCAAACAAGGUGUUCGAAGACAUCUCUCAAGUAUGGGGCAUGCCACAAGUCGACCUUAUGGCAACACACAAGAACAGGAAGGUGCAGCACUUCUUUUCAAAAAACAUCGAUCCCCAAGCAUCAGGAAGGGAUGCUCUUUCAAUCGAUUGGGAAUUUCACCUAGGCUUACGCAUUUCCUCCUACACCCCUCAUCUUUCCUCUUCUGAGACGAUUGAGGCAGGAGAAGGUAUCCAUCAUCCUCAUAGCCCCCUUUUGGCCUCGCAGGCCAUGGUUUCCUCUGUUGUUGAGUCUCUGCAGUGCAGACCCCUGGCAGCUUCCAAAUAUUCCUUCCCUUCUACAUCAGGGUCCUGUCCUCCACCCAGACCCUGCCUCCCUCAAGCUGAUGGCAUGGAGAUUGAAAGGGAAAGGUUGAACUGCAAGGGAUUUUCUCAUUCUGUCAUUGAAACUCUACUGCAAGCAAGGAAAAGCUCUACAUCUUCCACUUACUACAGAAUCUGGGACGUUUUUUCCUCCUGGGCUGCAUCCAACCACAGGAAUAUUCAGUCUAUCUCCACCAAGGAGAUCCUUGAAUUUCUACAAUCUGGUCUUGAUAAGGGUUUAAGCUACAAUACCCUGAAGGUACAUAUUUCAGCUCUUUCGGCCCUUACAGAUCAAAGAUGGGCCUUGAACACGGACGUGAUCAGAUUUAUGGCAGCAGUUUUGAAAAUCAAGCCUCCUAUCAAGCCCUUCACUCCACCAUGGGAUCUUCCCUUGGUGUUAAAAGCUCUGAGCAAUUCUCCUUUUGAGCCUCUUGAAUCCAUCUCUCCUCAGUUACUCACCAUUAAGACGGUUCUAUUGGUGGCCUUAGCCUCAGGUAGACGAGUGUCUGAACUCCAUGCCUUAUCAACUAAAGAGCCCUUUACAGUUUUUCAUAAGGACAGAGUUAUUUUACGGACUGUUCCUGAAUUUCGUCCUAAAGUGGUGUCAGCUUUUCACAUCAACGAAGAAAUAGUACUCCCGGCUCUUCAUUCGGAGUCUUCUACUGAGGAUGCUGAAACUUUGCCUUCUCCGUUAGAUCUUGUUCGAUGUCUGUCUGUCUAUCUACAAAGAUAUUCAGCCUGGCGGAUCUCUCAAAGGCUAUUCGUCAUCCCCAACGGCCCCAGAAGAGGGCUUCAGGCUUCUAAGAUGGCCAUCAGUAGAUGGAUUGUUGCCGCCAUCGUUCAGGCUUACCAAGCUUCAAAGAUGAAAGUUCCUGAUGGGCUUAAGGCUCACCCCACGAGGUCCCUUUCCUCAUCUUGGGCAGCAGCUGCUAAUUUGUCACCUGAGCUGAUUUGCAAAGCAGCCACUUGGUCUUCUCCAAACACGUUUAUAAAGCAUUACCAGAUUGACGUUAAAGCCAGCCAAUCAGACUCUUUUGGCAAAUCAGUCUUAUCCGCAGUCAACUCUUCUUGAUUGAUUUCUAUUGCACGUGUGAUUUCUAAUACACCAGCAUUUAAAAUAUUCUUGAGUCUGUGUUUUUUUCUUUAUUCCCUCCCUUGGUUAUUGCUUGGGUAUUACCCAUUGUUGUGCUGCCAUGGAUAUGGCCAGGAAAGAUGAAAAUUUAUCCAUACUUACCGUAAUUUUCCUUUCCUGGUCAUAGGCCAUGGCAGCACUUAGAUCCCGCCCUGGGAUAUUGCUGUUAACAAGACUGAGGGACCAUUGGUGGGAGGAGGUAUUUAUACCCCUGAUUUUAAUUCUGUUCCUGUCUAAUUAGGGAUAGGGAGGAGCUAACCCAUUGUUGUGCUGCCAUGGCCUAUGACCAGGAAAGGAAAAUUACGGUAAGUAUGGAUACAUUUUCAUCUAUAUAUAUCACACCCAUUGCACAACAUUGCUCUAUAUUCUCUACAUUAAAUAAUAAAAAAAUGCAUUAUUCUACAAAAUGAAUAUCUGUAAAUCUGGAGGGGUAGCAGCAGACAUCAGGCUUACAAAAUGCACAGACCAGAGACCACAGAGAAAAUAUAAUUUCAUUAUAUCUGGAAGAAACUGGUGAUUACAUUACAACACAAAAAAUACAAAUAUUCUGAUUCAACAAAAAACGAGUCAACGGGUCCAUGUUCCCUAAUUAUAUCUGCAAGGAGAACAGCAUUCUGAAAGUUCCCACUCUUGCUUCAACAACAUACAGGGCCGUCCCAUCCAUUGAUCCCUGUGGGGACUUGAUUUCAGAUUUCUCUUUGAUAGGGUGGCAUUUUGCCAAUUACUACUAUGUAUAUAUGCAGUUCCGGGCCCCGCUACCUUGUCCUCUGAAGAGGGGGUCGAGAAGCCUAAUCUUCCCCUCCAGCAGCUUAAUGUCCCCCUCCUCUUGCAAUGCUCCAUCAUGGUCUGCUUGGAGCAUUGCCAUGGCAUCCCGCAGCAGUGCACACGCAACUCCUGAGAGGAGAGCACAUGAAGCUGCAACCACUGUACACACACACUGCAUCCACUAUACACAACCUGCAUCCACUACACGCAAACAUUGCAUCCACUACACAGACACUUCAUCCACUACACACAGACUCUAAAAGAUUGAAUAGAAAGAUUCUUCCUCCAAAACUAGAAGAAAGUACUGCCUGGUAAAGUAGGAGUAAAAGGCAAAAAUGUAUGCUCCCAUCUCUAACCCAGCAAAAAGUGAAGAGAAAUUAAAAAACAAAUAGGCCACAAAGCCAUGCUUGCUAUUUAAGUCACACUGGGUAAGAUUACCCUGUAUAUAUUUCAGCGCUUCACUUACAGGUGUAAGUUUCAUAUAUACCACCUUAUAGCCACAAUGAAUAGUUUAUUCAGAUGGCUUUAUUAUCACAGCUCCAAGCUCCAAUAUGUGGACACAGUAUAUACCUAGAUGUAAAUAUAUUCCAAGAUACAAAAGAAUCUAAAACUAUGCGGUUUCUGACAUUAUACUGAAUAAAUAUGAAGAGAGAAAAAAAUCAAAUCUUCUGAUAUGUAAUUCAAGCAGGGCCACCAUCAGGGGGUUACAACCAUGAUGGUUGUGGUGGGACCGGCCGCCCGAACCCUUACAUUCCCCAUCUGUAGCGGUGGAACUGCUGCCUGUACACCUCUACCGGGGGGCCACACUCUGAUGGGGCCCACCACCUUUUAAUAGCGCGACUGACCCCUUUAAAAAUUACAGCCGUAACUAGUGCCGGGAGGAAGUGACGGCCGGCCGAGAAUGGAGAGGAGUCGGGGUUAACCAGGCCGGAUCUGAUGUAGUAUAUGGUUGCUAGAUAGCAUCUGGGGUUCGGGGUCCAAACAGACCUCCACUCUCCCCAGAUGAUGGAUUUAAAAUAAAACAAGGGAGGUGGAGGACAGAUACUACACCCUACUGGUCAAUAUAUAUAGAUAUCUAUAUAUGUACAAGGGGGUUACAAAGCCAGUGUGGUUUACAUGAACUCCACCAGUGUAAGCCAAGGAGAGGUAUAUGGAAAUUGAAGUACUAAGAGGAUCUUAGAAUUACUCAUUUAUCCACUUAGACACAAUAACUCUCAGACUUAAUACCCGAUUCCAUUUAGCAAUAUCCCUCCUCCUUUCCUUAUGCAUAUAUGUGUCCUGCUAUAGACCAUUAGAAUCAAUACUCUCCACUCUGAAGAGAAGGGAACAGCUCCCUGCUCAAAGGGGUCAAUACAAAGUAGCAUAGCAUAUACACUAAGACAUUCACCAGUUUUCAAAAACUAAAAAAUGAAUAUAAUAAAAAUCCUGUGAGAAAAUUUUAAGUGAGCACCCACAGUGUUGCUUGGGGGUGGGGGGGUGGAUGACUAAUUAUUUACAUAAAUGAAAUAUAUACACAUAAAGAUCCAGAGAGUGGUGGACAUUAGUCUGAGAUAAAUGGUCAAAAGAAGAUUUUCUUGAUUGACUUUAUUUAGACCCAAUGGUGAUAGUGUUUUCAAUUUAUAUAUCCAGUAACUCGCUUUUUGGCAAAACGUCUUGUCAAGAUCAUCUUUUCUGGGAUCAAUUGUCACUUUUUCAAUUCCAGAAAAACUGAUGUGUUCAGCUGACCCUCGAAAUCGAAGUGUCAAUGUUUCUUGGGUUUCACCAAAUUGUAAUGCUCUAAGAUUCUUUUUUGAAUGGGCUUAUUGUUUUGCCUAUGUAUUUUUUGGAGCAACUGAAUGUCAAUAGGUAAACCACUUCAGAUGUAGUACAGUUGAAAAAGGAGCGUGUAGAAAAUGUUUCAGUAUUUUCAGAGUUAGUAAAGGUUUUGGAUUAGUUAGAGAUGUAUGUGCACACAUUACAUUUGCCACAUAUAUGUGAGACUGCUACUUGAGAUUUAAGCCAGUUCAUAUUCUUUUUUGUUGUUCCCAGGUGGCUAAGGACUAAAAUAUCUUGGAUUUCUACCCUGUCUAGCAGUAAUGGAAACCCGUGGUGGCAAGACUUGUUGUAAGUGCUUAUCCUGGAGUAAUAAUGGCCAAUACCUAUCCAUUAUGUCCAUUACCACAUGACAGCCAUCUUCAAAGAACCCAAUAUAUCUAAUAUGGGUCUUGGAUGAAGAUGUAUUUGAAGUUUGCAGAUAUAGGUGCUCUGGAUACACUAAAUUAGUGUAACCCGUUUCUUUGUUUUUUCUUUGUUUUACACACAGGCUGCAUCCACUACACAUACAUUCUACAUCCACUACAGACAGACACUGCAUCCACUACACAAACAGACCCUCUUCAUCCACUAUACACAUGCACACCAUGGUUUCACUACACACACUGCAUUCACUACACACACUGCAUAACAUAAUGGAUGUGCAAAUUUUUUUAAGGGGGGGAGGGGUAGCAUUUUUUCCUUGGACCCAGGAAGCACAAUAUCUUGGGCUGGCCAUGACCAUAGUUAUAAAUGAUCUACUCGCUGCAAAAUCUUGUGGUUACUACUCUAUCCUAAUUCACCUUGACCUGUCUGCGGCUUUUGACACUGUUGAUCAUCAACAGCUUCUUCUCAUCCUCUGCAAUAUCGGUCUACAAGAUACUGCUCUCUCCUGGUGCUUCUCCUACCUCUCCCAGUGCUCUUUCAGUGUUUCUUUCUCUGGCUCUGCUUCUUCUCCCCAACUCCUCUCUGUUGGUGUCCCCCAAGGUUCAGUCCUUGGCCCCCUACUGUUCUCCAUCUAUACUGCCUCCCUUGGUAAACUCAUUAGCUCCUUUGGCUUCCAAUAUCAUUUCUAUGCAGAUGACACGCAAAUCUACCUGUCCUCUCCUGAUCACUCCCCUUCCCUCUUGACUAGUGUCUCUGACUGCCUCUCUGCUGUUUCUAACUGGAUGGCUGCCCACUUCCUUAAACUAACUUUCCUGUGUCUGUCUCCCUCCAAGUCAACGGUGCUACCAUCAGCUCCACCACGCAGGCUCGCUGCCUAGGUGUUCUCUUUGACUCCGACCUCUCCUUCAAGCCUCAUGUUCAAUCUAUCGCCAAAUCCUGUCAUUUCCAUCUCAAAAACAUUGCGCGCAUCCGCCCCUACUUAACGCCAGAUGCGACUAAGGUGUUGGUCCAUUCCACUGUCCUUUCUCGCCUUGACUUCUGUAAUCCGCUUCUCAGUGGUCUUACGUGCUCCCAGCUAGCGCCGUUAGAGUCCAUAAUGAAUGCGGCGGCGAGGCUCAUCUUCCUGUCCGUCCGCACCUCCCAUGCCUUACCCUUCUGUCAGUCCCUACAUUGGCUUCCUAUAAAAUAUAGAGCUCAAUUUAAAAUUCUGGUUCUUGCUUUCAAAUCUCUACAUAAUCCUGCUCCCACCUAUCUAUCCUCCCUUAUACACAAGUAUGUCCCGUCUAGGCCCUUACGAUCUGCUGAAGACUUACGUCUAUCAUCUGUCCGUACUCCCACCUCUGAUGCCCGCCUUCAAGAUUUCUCGAGGGCUGCACCUUUCCUGUGGAACUUGCGUCCCUCCUCGUUAGAUGCUCAACCAGUCUCCACCCCUUCAAAAAAAUCGUUAAAAACCCACUUUGUCAUAAAAGCGUAUCAAUUAAACUGUUAAUAGCUCCUAACUGAUUUCUCUUCUGCAACUGUCAUUAGUCUAAUACUAUCCUUACCUUUCUGUGUCAUUUUACCCCAAUCCCUCUAGGAUGUGAGCUCAUUGAGCAGGGCCCUCAACCCCUCUGUUCCUGUGUGUCCAACUUGUCUGGUUACAACUACAUGUCUGUUCGUCCACCCAUUGUAAAGCACUGUGGAAUUUGACGGCGCUCUAUAAAUAUCAUAAUAAUAAUAAUAAUAAUAAUAAUAAUAAGUCACCUCCAAGGAAAAUACAUGUGAAAAGAAAAAUUACAGCCGAAUGGAAGCAUUUGAUAGAUUUGCCCAUUCAAAUAGGUAUAGACUCCUCUCAGAUAAUUAAUCUGGAAAUAAUAAAAACAUACAAACUUCUCCCUUUAUAGGGAGAUGUUUACCCAAAAUGGAUUUUGACAACUCUCCACGGAAAGGAAGUUGGCAAAAAGUAGGAGAGCAGUCAGAUGAGGGAGAAUCUUGAGAGGAAGAAAAAAGGGAAGGAUUUUAAAUCAUUAGGCAUUUUUAACCUUACUGACAACAUUUUAGACAAAUCACAUAGAGAUGUUUUAAGCAAAGGUCUUAAGUUUGUUCCUUCCUGUUUUAAUAACAGGCUGAAGGUAUUCUAAGAAUUGGUAAUAAAAGAUGUGAGAGAAAUGAAUCAAAAGAAAGACAGAAAUAAUCUUACCUUUAAGCAGAGGAGGGCCAAUAGAGAACGACAAUUGGACAUAAAUAUUGUCAUAAAACCCUCAGACAAAGCAAAGAAAAAUACUAUCUAGAGAUUUAUCGUCAAUUAGAUGACACUACAACAUAUAAAAAAUUUACUAAAGAACCUAUAUGUCAGAUUAAAAAGGAUUUCUCUGCAUUGUUGGAUAUAGGUGCAUCUUCACUGGGCAUCUUGAAUAAGAAUGAGUAUGAAUAUUUAAAUAUUGUCACCCCAAAGGCCCCACUGUUCUAUACCCUCCCAAAAUACACAAGAUUAAUGAAAAUCCCACCAGGAGACCGAUAGUCUCAGGAAUUGGUUCUUUACUCAGUAAUUUAUCCGAAUAUGUAGAUAGACAAUUACAACCGUACGUUACAUCCCAACCCUCUUAUCUUAGAGAUUCUACCCAAGUUUUAGAAUUACUACUUGAGUUCAAAUGGAGAGAAAACUAUGUUUUAGCAACAUGCAAUGUGACUAGCUUAUAUACGAACAUAUUGCAUGAUUUAGGAUGUCUAGCAGUUGAAUAUUUUUUAAAUGCUAAUACUAAUAUUAAAGAUGAACAAACUGUUUUAUCCUAUAUAGUAUAAAACUGAUACUUUUGAACAAUUUCUUCUGGUUUGAUGGUAAAUUUUUCUUACAAUUAAAAGGAACUCUGAUGGGAACAAGAUUCGCACCCAGCUAUGCCAAUUUAUUCAUGGCACAUUGGGAAAAUUAAUAUAUUCUGUCCCAACAAAAUAGCUGGUUGUCAAAUCUAGUUCUCUCUUGCAGAUUCAUUGACAAUAUCUUCAUCUGGCAAGGGGAAGAAGAGUCUCUAAAAUAAUUUUUAAAAUAUUUAAAUUGGAAUAAUGUGGGUAUAAAUCUGACAAACGAGUUCAGUAAAGAUAAUAUACACUUUUUAGAUUUAGAAAUAUAUAGAGACCAGAAUAACAUUAAAAUGAAUACUCACUUUAAAAAGGUAAAUGUUAAUGGAUAUAUCGAUACAUCAAGUUGCCAUUACAGCCCCUGGCAUCAGAACAUUCUUUAUUCCUAAAAUACAGGUUAAUAGAAAAAAAGUAUGAUACAGGGAAUAUUGAUGAAUGCAUAAAGGACAUCAAGCUAACUGACAGAAAAGUAUUUUUUAAUAAACCUUUAAAACAGAAAAAGGUUAAUCAUGAGACUGGAGAGAAAAAUAUUCCUUUCAUUUUAGAUUAUAAUGAAGAUUUUAAACAAAUUAUAAACAUUAUAAAUAAAUAUUGGUAUAUUUUAAAAAGUGAUACGUUUAAAAAAAAAAACAAAUGGAGAAAGACCACAUAUAAUCUAUAGAGGGACUAAGAGCUUAAAGCAAAUGUUAAUGGCAAGUUAUAUUAAAGAAGAUAACGCAAAAGACCACUUUGGUUUAGAGAAAGGUUUUUACCCAUGUAGAUCAUGUUAAGCAUGUAAAAAAAAUCUUUUAAAAGACAGAAAUACACAUAUUUGGUUUUUUUCUUCUUCUACAAAUAAGACUUUUAAGAUCAAACAAGUUCUCACUUGCCAAUCUUCUAAUGUCAUAUACCUCCUCUGGUGCCCAUAUAGACUGCAAUAUAUAGGGGUGACAAUAGCAGAACAUGUGGGUAAUAUUAAGUGGGGGUAUAUGAAACAUAAUGUCUCAGCUCACUUUGUUAAAAAGCACAAUAAUAAUAGACAUGUGCAAUUCGUUUUGGUCCAAAUGUGAAUUCGGACGAAUUUCGGGCAAUUCGGACAUUCGGAUUUCCGAAUGUCCGAAUACCUGAAUUGCCGAAGUAGUGAAGUUCCAAAAUUGCAGAAUUUGCGAAGUGUCGAAGUUCCGAAGUGACAAAGUUCUGAAGUGUCAAAGUUCCGAAGUACUGAAGCACAGUAUUGCCUAAUUACUAAUAUACUUACCCAGUGGAAGAAUGAAGAAUGUUACACUGUAUACAAGUUUAAAUAAAUAGUAUACAAACAUAGUGUCAGGGUACCUGUUGGUGAUGUAUCCAGGGAGGACAUCCUCUCUGCUUAGGGGCUCCCUUCCCUUAGCAUUUCGGCAUAUUCCGGCCGUUUUCGCGCCGGCCGCGCUAGCUCCUCCCCCUUUUAUGACGCGACGGCUAGCGUCGACGUCAUGACGUCGGCAUUUGCAUAAAGUGCCGGGAACCGCUAUUCCGGACCUUUUGGGGGCGUGGUCUCUAUUUAGGUACAGGGUAUUUAAAGGAAACCUUUACUACUGCUCAUUGCCCUGUCGUGGUUCUAGCUUGCUAGUCACUCAGCGCGUUCUUUAUCUUGUGUUUCCGGUUUUGACCCUUGCUUGUCUUUUGUCCUGUUGUCCUCUCCUCUCCUUUGACUCGGCUUGUAUCUCGCUUACCUGUCCUCCGGCUCCCUUGACCUCGGCUUACCUUUUGACUAUUCUUGCUUGUCCUUACGUUAGUCCGGCCAUUCUAAGGUCCGGUAUACGUACCUCCUUCUGUGCGCACUCUGCGUAUUGGAUCCCUGUCAGUUUCCUGACAUUACGACAGGGCCAGAUGGAUCCUGCAGGUGCUAGUCCUCCUGACCCCAGAUUUGAGGCCAUGGACCAUAGAAUGGACCAAAUGGCUUUAGCGCUACAAACUUUGUUGACACGCUCCAGUACCCAGUCUGAAGAAAUACGUUCCACUGCUAGCCACUCGCUAAGUACUGGUUUGGAAGUAGCCACUGUAGGCGCAUCUUCCCAUGUCACGUCACCAUUACGAUAUGGGGGUUCGCCUGAUGCUUGUCGUGGUUUUUUAAACCAGAUAAGUAUACAUUUCGAACUACAACCCCGGCUUACCCCACUGACAGGGCUAAGGUAGGCUUUAUUAUAACCCUGCUAAUAGAUAAAGCACUUAGAUGGGCCAAUCCCCUUUGGGAGAAUGACAAUCCUUUAGUCUACAACUACACUGCAUUUGUCACGGCUUUUAGAAGAACCUUUGACCCCCCAGGGAGGAAGAUUAAUGCGGCCAGAUCCCUGUUACGCCUUAAACAACAAGAUAGGACCCUUGUAGAAUAUGCUCUAGAGUUUAGAUCAUUGGCAGCAGAAGUGAAAUGGAACGAACAAGCUUUUAUGGAUGUUUUCUUGAAUGGGUUGUCUGAUGAAAUUUUAGAUGAAAUUGCCACAAGAGAACUUCCGGAAAAUUUAGAGGAUUUAAUAUCCUUCAUUUCCAGAAUAGAUGAACGCAUGAGACAGAGGCAGAACACUCGGGAAAGAGUUACUAGACUUCCUGUAAGACUCGCUCCCUCAUUUCAGAACCCUGACUCCUAUAAUCCUACUCCACCAGAACCUAUGCAAAUAGGUAAUACUCGCUUAUCUGAGGCUGAGAGACAGUACAGGAGAAGGGAGGGUCUCUGUUUAUACUGCGGGCUGAGAGGCCACUUACGUCUUAGUUGCCCAAAUCGUCCGGGAAACGCUCGCACCUAAGUUCCCUUAGAGGACGGGCCUUGGGUGUUUCAUUACUGUCCUCUAUGCAUAAUAAAAAAGACCAUAGGCUUCUGAUUCCUGUCUCUCUAGCUUGGGAAAAGGGGUUUAUUGCUACGAUGGCAUUAUUAGAUUCUGGAGCAGCAGAAAGCUUUAUAGACCAAACUUUCGCUAAUAAGCAUUGUAUCCCAUUCCAAUUGAGAGAUACACCCUUGGCCGUUGAGGCCAUAGAUGGUAGACCUUUAUCUGAACCAGUAAUAUUCCAUGAGACCGAACCCGUUAAGCUUACUGUUGGUAUUUUCCACGAAGAGUUGAUUUCCCUUCUGUUAAUUUCCUCCCCGGCAGUCCCAGUGGUUCUAGGAUAUUCUUGGCUCAAGAGACACAACCCUCAGAUUGACUGGGAGGGUGGAGAAAUCGUUUCUUGGGGUAUGGGUUGUAGGAAGGAAUGUCUGCAGAGAGUUACUUCUGUUUGCCCCGUGAACUCUUAUGCUAACACUUCUCAAUCCACAGACGUUCAGAUACCAUUACAAUAUCUAGACCUCAAAUCUGUAUUUGACAAGGGUAAGGCGGAUACUUUACCUCCCCACCGGUCUUAUGACUGUUCUAUUAAACUUUUCCCUGGUACUAUGCCUCCCAGGGGUACGGUAUACCCUCUAUCCACCAAGGAAAACUUAGUUUUAGAGGAAUAUAUCAAGGAGAAUUUAGACAAGGGAUUUAUUAGAAAGUCUUCUUCUCCGGCGGGGGCGGGUUUCUUUUUUGUAGAAAAGAAAGACGGUACCUUACGCCCUUGUAUAGACUAUCGGGGAUUGAACAAAAUUACUAUCAGAAAUGCUUACCCUAUUCCUUUGAUUACUGAACUCUUUGACAGACUAAAGGGCUCGAGUAUUUUUACUAAACUUGACUUAAGAGGAGCAUAUAACUUAGUGCGAAUUAAACAAGGAGAUGAAUGGAUGACAGCAUUUAAUACCCGUUACGGGCAUUAUGAGUAUACCGUAAUGCCGUUUGGGCUUUGUAACGCCCCGGCCGUCUUCCAAGACUUGAUCAAUGAAGUUCUUAGAGAAUUCCAACAUGAAUGUGUAAUUGUAUAUUUGGAUGAUAUAUUAAUCCAUUCUAGAGACAUUAAUUCACAUCAUAGACAAGUCAGAAAGGUAUUACAGAAACUUUUACAACAUGGAUUGUAUUGUAAAUUGGAAAAAUGUAGCUUUGACCAGUCUCAGGUAACUUUCUUAGGUUACGUAAUUUCCAAAGACGGGUUUAUGAUGGACCCGACCAAACUAAAAUCGAUUUUAGAUUGGCCUUUACCUAAGGGACUCAAAGCCAUACAAAGAUUUCUUGGAUUUUCUAAUUAUUACAGACGUUUUAUUAAAGGGUACUCCUCUGUUAUCGCUCCUAUCACUAAUAUGACCAAACAAGGAGCCGAUACCAAAACCUGGUCUACUGAGGCUUUAUCUGCUUUCGAAACGCUCAAACAGUCUUUUGCCUCAGCACCUGUAUUAGUUCAUCCUGAUACCUCUCUACCCUUUUUACUUGAAGUUGAUGCGUCUGAAACAGGGAUAGGCGCAGUGUUAUCCCAAAGACAAAGUUUAGAUAAGCCGCUGCACCCUUGCGGUUUUUUUUCCAAGAAACUAUCACACACUGAAAGGAGAUAUGACAUUGGUGAUAGAGAACUUUUAGCUAUCAUUAUGGCAUUAAAGGAAUGGAGACAUUUGUUAGAGGGCACCGUCCUCCCAGUUACUAUCUUGACUGACCACAAGAAUUUAUCGUAUAUGGGGGAGGCCAAAAGAUUAUCUGCCAGGCAGGCACGUUGGUCUAUGUUCCUUACACACUUUAAUUAUGUGCUUACUUACAGGCCUGGUUCUAAGAACACUAAGGCAGACGCUUUGUCACGUCAGCACGAACCUACCACCUCUACAGAGGAUACUUUGUUCCCUAUUAUUCCUGAAAUCAAUAUUAUCGCCAACACCAAUGUCAAAAUACACUCUCCAUUGCUCGCUGAUAUUCAGAACGAACAAUCUCUUGCUCCCGAACGUACUCCUGUGGGCCGCUUGUUCGUGUCUCCCAAAUUCCAAGUGGACAUUAUUCGCUGUUUCCACGAUAGCAAGAUCGCUGGUCACCCCGGCAUCCACAAAACUUACUGCCUGAUCUCCAAAGACUUCUGGUGGCCCGGUUUACGUAGGGAUGUGGAAGACUUUGUCAAGGCUUGCAAUGUUUGUGUCAGGAAUAAACUUCCGCGGGAUCUCCCUUGUGGUUUAUUGCAGCCCUUAGUCGUUCCCAACAAACCUUGGGCUUGUUUGGCUAUGGAUUUUAUUGUUGAUCUACCAGCUUCCAAUAGGCAUACAGUUAUCCUCACGGUCCUUGACAGGUUUACUAAAAUGGCUCAUUUCGUUCCCUUGCCUAAACUUCCGUCCUCUCCCGAACUGGCCGUGAUAUUUGCUAGAGAAAUUUUCCGUUUACAUGGUAUUCCCAAUGAGAUUGUGUCAGACAGGGGUUCCCAAUUUAUUUCCCGUUUUUGGAGAUCCUUCUGUUCACAGUUGGGCAUCAAACUGAAUUUUUCUUCGGCCUAUCAUCCCCAAUCUAACGGAGCAGCCGAACGCACUAACCAAAAAAUUGAGCAAUAUCUACGUUGUUUUGUUUCUGAACACCAGGAUGACUGGGUCGGUCUGAUUCCUUGGGCGGAGUUUGCUCACAACAACCUUGUUUGUGGUUCCACUCGUAACAGCCCCUUUUUCUUGAACUAUGGCUUUAACCCUACUGUUCUUCCGUCGGUGUCUCCUUCCCAGGGUAUACCGUCGGUUGAUAUUCAUAUAGCCAACCUGAGAAAGUUGUGGGAUCAGACUCGACAAAUUCUUGAACGUAGUUCCGCGGUGUUUAAGUCACAUGCUGAUAGGCGUAGACGUCCUGCUCCUAUUUUUUCUCCGGGGGAUAGGGUCUGGUUGUGUACCAGACACAUUCGCCUGAAAGUUCCUUCCUUGAAGUUUGCUCCUCGUUACAUUGGUCCUUACAGGGUACUGAGGAGGAUCAACCCGGUUUCUUAUUUGCUGGAUCUACCUCCUACUCUACGCAUCCCUAACUCUUUUCAUGUGUCGUUAUUGAAACCUCUUGUUUGUAACAGAUUUUCCUCCCGCUCUGCUCCUCCAUCCUCGGUCCGUGUGGAUGGUCAGGAGGAAUAUAUCAUCAAGUCCAUCCUUGAUUCUCGUAUUUCUAGGGGGAAGCUGCAAUACCUCAUAGACUGGAAAGGUUAUGGUCCAGAAGAGAGGUCUUGGGUUCCUGGUAUAGACGUGCAUGCUCCUCGUCUUCUUCGGGCCUUCCACGUUCGUUUUCCUUCUAAGCCAGGUCCCAUCCGCCCGGUGGGCGUUUCUAGAAGGGGGGGUACUGUCAGGGUACCUGUUGGUGAUGUAUCCAGGGAGGACAUCCUCUCUGCUUAGGGGCUCCCUUCCCUUAGCAUUUCGGCAUAUUCCGGCCGUUUUCGCGCCGGCCGCGCUAGCUCCUCCCCCUUUUAUGACGCGACGGCUAGCGUCGACGUCAUGACGUCGGCAUUUGCAUAAAGUGCCGGGAACCGCUAUUCCGGACCUUUUGGGGGCGUGGUCUCUAUUUAGGUACAGGGUAUUUAAAGGAAACCUUUACUACUGCUCAUUGCCCUGUCGUGGUUCUAGCUUGCUAGUCACUCAGCGCGUUCUUUAUCUUGUGUUUCCGGUUUUGACCCUUGCUUGUCUUUUGUCCUGUUGUCCUCUCCUCUCCUUUGACUCGGCUUGUAUCUCGCUUACCUGUCCUCCGGCUCCCUUGACCUCGGCUUACCUUUUGACUAUUCUUGCUUGUCCUUACGUUAGUCCGGCCAUUCUAAGGUCCGGUAUACGUACCUCCUUCUGUGCGCACUCUGCGUAUUGGAUCCCUGUCAGUUUCCUGACACAUAGCCAGGAUUUAGCUGUAAGCAUUUGCAAUGCUUACAACAAUCAAGUAACAUACAUUCAUAUAAAAUGUUAGUUACUUAGCCUGUCAAUGGAAUGACAGGAAUGAAUAAGUAGAUAACUACUUAAUUCCCACGAUAUUAGGGAGCUAUAUACUAAAAGGCUGAAAGACCUAAAUUGGUCUUUCAUCCACAUUUACUAAUACUUAGUAAAGAUUAUUUAAUAUUAGUAAAUUAUGCCCCUACUCGCUAUACCGCCUGUGGCUGCUCACUGUAAACCCCCCACCCAAAAAAAACACACCCCCCUCCCGAGCCCCCACCUGUGCUGCGCGAGUGCAGGCUUCUAACCUGAAGGGGGACCUAUUGCCCUCCCCGGCCCCCACACCUGAGCGGUGGGUGGGUGCCCUAAAGUAAAAUAAUGUGGGGGACCUAAUGUCCUCCCCCUAUGGCCCCCACCUCUGAGCGGUGGAUGGGGGCCCAAAAUACCAAAAAGGGGGGUGACCUAAUGUCCUCUCCCCUAACCCCCACCUCUGAGCGGUGAGUGGGGAACCUAAAUUAGAAUAAUGUCAUAUAUAUAUUUUUAUAGACUACAAUUUUUUAAAUAUAUUUUUAUACAUCUUUUAUAUAUUAGCAGUUUCUUUUAUUUAUUUUCAUAUAUUUUCUCCACUGCUUUUGUCUUAUCAACAUAUUCUAUAUAUCUUGUGCAUUAUAAAAUUAUUUAUUAUUAUAUUUAUGCCUUUUUAAUUUAAUAUAUAUUAUAUUUCUCACUUUUCUUUCCCUAAUAAGGAAUAGGGUAUAUAAUAUGUUGUUUUUUUCAUAUUAAAUGGAUUUGUCCUUUUUUCCCAUUGAUUUCUAAUGGACUCCCAUAAGUAAUAUGGAGUUUUGAGACAUUUCAAAAUAUCUACACAAAGACUGUGAGUGCAGGAGGAGAGAUUGGGAAAUCGAUCUAUAUGAUGUCAUAAAAAAUGGCCUUUGGACGGUGCAUUCCACAGUGCGUUUCACGAGACUGCGACAUCAUCAGGACGUACUGGAAAUGACGUUGCGGUUGAUCGUGAAUACAGGAAAUAGGAAACAGAUUAAACAAAUGAACUGUAGAUGGAUACCAUCGCCGAAACGCGUUUGCUGUCUGUUCUUUAUACUUGCACUUUAUAUUUUUUUUCUUUGGGUUACUAAUAUGUGGUAAGUGUAACCAUUUGUGUAUUUAAUUUACCUCACUACCAUUCUAUUUUUAGUACACAAAUGUAAGUAUAUUGUUUGGUUGUUUUAAUACUCAAUAAAUUGUAUUUGGAAAAUAUUGAGGAUCCAUCAUAGAACAUAGAAACAUAGAAACAUAGAAUGUGACGGCAGAUAAGAACCAUUCGGCCCAUCUAGUCUGCCCAAUUUUCUAAAUACUUUCAUUAGUCCCUAGUCUUAUCUUAUAGUUAGGAUAGCCUUAUGCCUAUCCCACGCAUGCUUAAACUCCUUUACUGUGUUAACAUCUACCACUUCAGCUGGAAGACUAUUCCAUGCAUCCACUACCCUCUCAGUAAAGUAAUACUUCCUGAUAUUAUUUUUAAACCUUUGUCCCUCUAAUUUAAGACUAUGUCCUCUUGUUGUGGUAGUUUUUCUUCUUUUAAAUAUAGUCUCCUCCUUUACUGUGUUGAUUCCCUUUAUAUAUUUAAAUGUUUCUAUCAUAUCCCCCCUGUCUCGUCUUUCCUCCAAGCUAUACAUGUUAAGAUCCUUUAACCUUUCCUGGUAAGUUUUAUCCCGCAAUCCAUGAACCAGUUUAGUAGCCCUUCUCUGAACCCUCUCUAAGGUAUCAAUAUCCUUCUGAAGAUACGGUCUCCAGUACUGUGUACAAUACUCCAAGUGAGGUCUCACCAGUGUUCUGUACAAUGGCAUGAGCACUUCCCUCUUUCUACUGCUAAUACCUCUCCCUAUACAACCAAGCAUUCUGCUAGCAUUUCCUGCUGCUCUAUUACAUUGUCUGCCUACCUUUAAGUCAUCAGAAAUAAUCACCCCUAAAUCCCUUUCCUCAUAUGUUGAGGUUAGGACUCUAUCAAAUAUUCUGUACUCUGCCCUUGGGUUUUUACGUCCAAGAUGCAUUAUCUUGCACUUAUCCACAUUAAAUGUCAGUUGCCACAAUUCUGACCAUUUUUCUAGUUUACCUAAAUCAUUUGUCAUUUGGCUUAUCCCUCCUGGAACAUCAACCCUGUUACAUAUCUUAGUAUCAUCAGCAAAAAGACAUACCUUACCAUCAAGACCUUCUGCAAUAUCACUAAUAAAAAUAUUAAAGAAAAUGGGUCCAAGUACAGAUCCCUGAGGUACCCCACUGGUGACAAGUCCAAGCUUCGAAUAUAUUCCAUUAACUACAACCCUCUGUUGCCUGUCACUCAGCCACUGCCUUACCCAUUCAACAAUAUUGGAAUCCAAACUUAAAGAUUGCAGUUUAUUGAUAAGCCUUCUAUGUGCAACAGUGUCAAAAGCCUUACUGAAAUCUAGGUAAGCAAUGUCUACUGCACCACCCUGAUCUAUAAUUUUAGUUACCCAAUCAAAAAAAUCAAUAAGAUUAGUUUGGCAUGAUCUCCCUGAAGUAAACCCAUGUUGUCUCUGAUCUUGAAAUCCAUGUGUUUUUAGAUGUUCAUCAAUCCUAUCCUUUAACAUGGUUUCCAUCACUUUCCCCACUACUGAAGUAAGGCUUACUGGCCUAUAGUUGCCCGACUCCUCCCUAUUACCUUUCUUGUAAAUGGGCACAACAUUCUCUAACUUCCAAUCUUCCUGGACUACUCCUGUUAAUAAUGAUUGGUUAAAUAAAUCUGUUAAUGGUUUUGCUAGUACACCACUAAGCUCUUUUAAUAGAUUUGGGUGUAUUCCAUCAGGUCCCAUUGACUUAUUUGUCUUUACUUUUGACAGUUGAAAUAUAACCUCUUCCUCUGUAAACUCACGUGUAAUAAAUGACUCAUUUAUCCUUUUUCUCAACUGAGGUCCCUUUCCUUCAUUUUCAUCUGUAAAUACAGAACAAAAAUAUUCAUUGAGGCAGUCAGCUACACCUUUAUCCUCUUCUACAUACCUUCCUUCUUUUGUUUUUAAUCUAACUAAUCCUUGUUUUACUUUUCUUUUCUCAUUUAUGUAUCUAAAAAAUGUUUUAUCCCCCUUUUUUACUGACUGUGCUAUUUUCUCUUUUGUGUGUGAUUUGGAAGCUCUUAUAACUUGCUUAGCCUCUUUCUGUCUAAUCUUAUAGAUCAUUUUGUCUUCCUCGCUCUGUUUUUUUUUUAUAAUUCCUAAAUGCUAACUUUUUUUUUUAACUAUUUUGGCCACAUCUGCGGAGUACAACAGUGGUUUCUUGAAUUUUUUGCUUUUACUGACAAGCCUAAUGCAAUUUUUUUGUUGCCUUCAAUAGUGCAACUUUUAAAUAAUCCCAUUUCUCUUGGACUCCAUUUAAAUUGCUCCAGUCUGAUAAUGACUCCUCUACCCAUAUUCUAUCAUACAGUUCUUUGGAAGUCUUGGGGAUUUGGAUCAUAUCGCCCUUUGUGGCACAUAAGAUCCCAAAAUACAGAGCCUGGAAUGGCUCUAAGUCAUGUGAGUGGAACUCCUACCCCAUCUCUUCAUAAUAUGUUUUUAAACAGUUCACACUAUGUUGUGUAUUUUCUGUUUUUUAGGUAUCCUGUGAUAUUCAUAUUCAGUAUAUACGUUUGUAUUUAUAUUUAUAUUUAUUCUCUGUGUCACAAGGUUUUUUCCUUACUGGUAUAUAUAUUUUUUCUUUAAAUGCCAAUUAGUUCUUUUACCAUUAUGUGUAUUCUAUUUUAAUUCUAAAAUUACUACAUUAUGGUCUAACCAUGUUGUUUCCCUUAUUUCUAUCCUUUUAAUAUUUUUGGUCAGGAUUAUCAUAACCAGGAAAAGAUCUGUUCUGGAGUAAGAGUAAUUUGUCUCAGAGUAACAAAUUAAAUCUUUCUCUGUUGGAUUAUAUAUUCUCCAUAGAUCUAAAAAUGUAUUAUUUUUUAACAAUUUUAGUAAUUGUACUGACUCAUUAACAUUUGUGUUGUUUUUCAUUGUUUUUAUAGUUGAAAUUCUAUGUAUCUUAGCAAAUAAAAUUUCCUCCUAAGAUGCUUUGGGUUAGUAAGAGGGUUAGUAAGAGGCUUUGAGUGCAUUUAUAUAGUUAUAGUUUGGCAUAACAGACGCACAGUCGUAUUUAUCGGCAUUCGUAUUUACCGGCUAACCUUACCCUGAACCCCAUUAAGACACUGACACAGGUUAUACUGUUGGAAAUAUUAGUCGACAGCUUUAUUAAUAAUUAAUUAAUUAAGAAAUAACAACUAGGGCCAUUGCUAACAAAUAUUAUUAAAGCCAACAUCCCCACAUAUACAUAACAUACCCCUGGCAAUAACCCCACAAUAUCAAUCAAUUAACAUAUUAACACAGAAACUGGCAGUCCAAUAUGACCACAUUUCCAACAGAUGAAAUUGUAGGGAUGUACCAUGACACUGCUACCCACAAGUUCAAUUGCAGGGGUGUACCAAGACAUCGCUACAGCCCUAGGUUUGGAGCCACCGACGGGCUCGAAUCUACAAACCAAGUGUAACACAGCCUAAUCCACACUAAACCUCAGGAUGCCCACUUCCACCUCUAUCUACCCCCCCAAUUUAACCUUGCCAUGCCCCACUAUAGCUCAGGACUUGACACUUAAAGCUCCUGAGCGCCCCCACCACACAUAAACAAGGCCUGUUGAAGGCCUUCCUCAAGGCUGAAAAUAAAAAGGGUCACACCACACAUCCAAAAGAUGUAAACCAUCCCUCCUGAAGUAACCAGGAAGCAUGCCUUCCCCUGUGCCUCACUGCUACUCCACCUAAAUGCCUUAUAAAAACCUCCAUCAUUUUAUUGAUUUGUCCCCAACACCACGGAAUCAUGCCACCACAGUCGGAUCCUUGGCAUGUCGCCAGUGAAACCGAGGAACCAUCUCGGACCACACCACCACCACACCUGGAGCUAGCUCUCAUAGCCAGUUCACAUUCCUCUUCAUCCAUCUGACCAAUUCCUUUUUUGGGACCAUGCCCAGAUCAUUACCUCUAGCAUUGGUGCCCCUUGCCACCUUCCGGAAAAUUUCCCCACUAAUGCCUUGCCAACCAAAACUCCAAAAACCAAACAACUCCAGUGUCACCAACUCCAGAGGAAAGUCCAGCUGCACUCCUUGUUUCUCCUAGUCAAAUAAUGCGUAGGAGACAGAACACAGGACCGCAUCAAUGUCAUCAUUCACCGAAGAACCUUUCGGAUAUGACAAGUGAUGGAUCAGGUGGAACUUACUCAGUUCUUUCUUAGGCACCAUGCCCAAAAGUGAAAUCUGCAAGCCUGCCAAUGGAGGCUGUUAGAACGGCCCUGCUAUCCUAACCAGCUGAACCUCUUUAGCCAAUUUAUAGAACCACCUCCGGAUGCUCUGCGACCGACUUCAAGUUGUCACUCAAUUGACUCAAAACCCUUUCCUUAAAAGGAAUAACAAACUCUCUUAAAAACCCAUCCUACAAUAACUGCGCGUCACCCUGGUUACCGUAACGGCUUAGCCAAGGCACCAUCAUGCCGACAUUCACUGGGGUUGCCCCCAGUGGAAGUGGAUGGCGCCACUGCACCCCCGGUUCUGCCGGCAGAUGCAGACUUUCCCCACUUGAAGCACCUGUUGGGCCGUGGGCCCCCCCACAGCCCAAACAUUUGUGCUUAAACUUACACAAGGCACCCUACUUGCAGCAUCCUUCAUUAAACGUUCAACAGAACCCUUUAUUUUGACUGGCCGACGAAGAGGAGGUUGAUCCAACGCCGGCCCCACCCUGAAAGGGUACAGCUUUCUGGGCAUUCAUCAGUUUCAUCCAUAGAGGUACGUCCAUCUGGUCCCACCGCAUCCUGGGAUUCACCGACAACCUUUGGUGGAACUGCUGGUCAUAUUUUCACCACGCUAAACCUCCAUAAGUACAAUAAGCCUCCCAGAUCCCAUCCAAAUAGCAGAAAAGCUGAGAACAUCGCUCGGAAAUUUCUCUCCCAAAACACUAGUCAAAAUGCAGAAUACCUGAAGCCAAAUCCCAAAAGACUUGGGUAUCUUCCGAUACCCUCGCCUCUUUUCCUCCUCCUCUUUCUUAUCUUCCUCUUUCAGAUCAAGAUAUUCAUCCAAAGGAAGAAGCAAGAAGAUCUCGAGGAAUUCACUCUGCCAAAUCUUUUCCUUCACUUCCGAUUUUAGAUGACAACCCAAAGGCCCAAUGAAUGACACGUGUACAUUCUGCCUGGCUACCUCAGGGAUCUCACCAGUCAACUCCACACGCUCGCUGACCACUGCCGAUGUCCCUGACCCGAGUGAAGUCACUGUAGUCCCACCCUAAACAUUGCCUGCCCCAGCCACCGGAAACGUCAUAGCCUCCCCUCUCCCGCCUGCCGGUGGACCCCACAUCCAACUAAAAUGUGCCUCCUGUGUAUCCACACCAGCCCAAGUGUUAAGAAAGGCCCUCAAGCUAUCUAAGAGAUUCCCGGAGUGUAGUACAGAAGAAGACUGACUGUCAGAACCCCUGCCGUAGCCGACCGCGGGGCUGCUGUCCUUCCAUCCACCUUGAGAGGUUCAGGAGUGGCGUUAUAGAUUCUGCAUCUGGCCAUCUGGUCCCGCCUCAGGACCGUAGGAGAAAGAGUUGCUGACCUGCAGGAAGAAGACAACCUGGGUAGUCUGCUCAUAGGAGCCCUUCCCAUGUUCCCGACCACCUUCCUUUUCCUCACAAAGUUUGGCUGCCUGGCCAAAUUGGGCAUACGAGGUAAGCCUACCCUUCUGAUAACUCCUACUAGGCGACCUUGAAGCCCUGCACCGUUGAACACCCCCUACUGUAAUGCCUGACAGAAGGGCUCCUGUCUCCGCUGCGGUGAACGACCGUGGGCCGUCUAUCCUCGCUGCGCCUGGUCCUAUCCAUGGAAUGAUCCCGAGAAGUAGCCUGGCCUGGGACACCCAGUGACUUGCUAUCCCUCAUCCUAGAGCGGCGCUCCCUGUACUCGCUCCGGAUCCACCACCGGCCCACCAGAAGGCACAGGGGAUGCCAACCGCUCCUGCAGAAAGCAACUCCACGCUCCCUCACCGCCACAUGAACACCUGAAAAAAAUGAAAAAAAACCUACCCAAACCUGAGACAACUAACAGGUAAGUUUAGGUUUAGUUAAGAUGACCACUUCACAAAAUGGCCGGUAUAACUUCUCCCAUUGUAGCUCCACUCGCCAGCUUACUAGCUGUCACUCAACUUCCUUCAGCAGUUAUGCCUACCUCCUGGCUAUGUCAAGGCCCACUCCCCUAGCUGUGCUAAUCCAUGGGCUACAUUAUUUUGCCUAUGCUAUUUAAAUUGCAAUAUGUGCUUUCACUGUUUGAGAACUCACUAUUUCCCUAUUUGUACAGUAGCUUAUUUUACCCCUGUUAACUAGACUCUUUGCAAAAUUAUUAAUUCACUGUAGUUAGCAUAUAUUGCUUAUGAAAAAAAAAAUGUUUUUAACCCUCAAGGGUUACUGCUCAUUCAGUUGUCUGUAGAUCUUUCAAUUCAGCGAAUACUCAGUUAAGCAAAGUAUUGUACGAAGCCACACACCUUUUUCCUUCUCCUCUUAUCCUUGACUCGUGGACAGUCAGACCUCAGGUACAGCAGGUUCUCAGAGUGAAUUUGUUAAAACUUUCUUCGAUCUCUCAGAGGCGCCAGCUGCUUUCAGCGUCUCCUCGCUUCUCUCAGAGCUUUGACCUGUUGAGGCGGGUCCCUGUAGUUCCCUGGCUGUGCGAAAUGAUCAUGCCCCAUGAUUUUAGAAGUUACUUAAUAUUGGUGUACAUAGUAUUCAGAUUGGUUUUACAUAUGUUACAUAUUACUGGUGUGUAUGGGAUAGUUUGGAAUAGUAGGAUCCUUUUAACUUGAUCUAUGAGGGAGAUAAAACAGACAUCAAUUAAAUUAAAAUUCCCCUAGGUUUUAACUUGAUUCUGUUAAAGUAUCUAAAUGUGCACUAAAGAACUCACACACACAUCUUUUUUACAUGCAUAUAAAUUAGAAGACUGAAAAACAUACAAUCACAUGUCCUUCAUCUCCUGUCAUUAGCCUUAUUUUGGAUCAAACCAGAUAGUGUGGUAUACAAAACAAAUUUGCCUCAAAUUAGAGUAAAUAAAACAGCAGUAAUCUCCAAUAUGAAAAAGAAAACAAUAAAAACACACAUGACAUAGAAUUAUUUUGCUUGUGGACUUAUCAGGUAUUUAUAAACUGUACCUCAAGCUGUAAUCACAGCAUUUCUGGUGCAUCUAACUUGAUCAUUCAGAGACCAAGAAUGACUUCAUCCACCCAUAAACACUAUCAUCUGCAUGAUAUAGAUUCAAAAAGGUUUGCUGAAAUAUAUUUAUCUGCAACAUCUGAUGCUUUGAUGUUGGAUGAGGUUUUAAAAUUUCCAGUUGAAGAGCUUUUUAAGGAAGCUAAGGACGGUAUGUUAAUAUCUUAUUUAAUAAUGUUUAGCAACAGAUUUCUGUUUCUAGGAUUUUAUUAACGAAAAAAGGAAUGGAUAUAGAGCAUGAAAGUACAGAAGUUUUUGGAUCAACAGCAAAAGCAUAUGUGAGGACGCAAGUCUCUUUUCAGCUCUGUAACUAUGUUAGUCAUAUGUAAAGACAAUCAUUACAGCACAUUUUUACAUAUUUUUACACAUAGUUGAAGGUUAAUUUAAGAGCCUCUUUAGAAAAAUUGAAGAGGAAUUAAGACUUCCUGGAACCAUAACCACUUAAUGAGGAUACAAUAGUUAUGGUCCCUGGAGUGUUACUUUAAAGGAUUGACAUGCAAACUAAAAAUGAUAUAGGUGUUGUAAUAUUAUUUAAUGUUCCUUUUACCAGGUCUCAUUGGUGGGGACCACUUGAUUGACAUCUCAGUGGGUCCAAGUGUAAUCCAGAUGUUCCUAAUUUUUGAAUUCUUCAAGGAGAUCUCUAUUUUAGAAUUCAGUGAUGUAUGCGUCAACGAUGUGCAGAAGUGGGUGAACGGCCAUGAAGAUGCGUUUGAUUGGUCUUUCCUGUCCAAAUAUGUAAUGGAAUCUGACGGCAACAGGUGACAUUUUAAUAUGACAGUUGUUGUUUGAUAGCAAAUAGCAUUAGUCUUUGGAAUGAUGAGAUCUGAUUCAUAUGUACAAUACUAUUUUCUCUAUACAAUCGCACCAAGCGGACUUUCUUCAUCCAAGAAUAUUAUAAUGCUUCUUUAUGGGAAGACUUAACUUCAUACGACAUUGCCAUGACAACAACUGUGAAGACUGGUAUUUAUUUACAGUUUUUACUAACACAUGCUUCUUGGGGCUCUCUGACAACCAUUAGAGGCACACAGACUGUGAAAUAUAAAUAGUGCUGUUUCUUACAAAUGGCAAUGCUUACAGCUGUCUCAGAACAGGGAGAUCAUUUACGUACCAAGACCACUACAUUAAGCUGUAGUGGUUUUGGUGUUUAGCGUGUAUUUUUAAAGGAACCCUCUAAGCAGCAUAACUACCAUGCCCACUGUAGUAGAGGUGCCAGGACUGCCAGCAUCCUCUGCCAAAUUCCUUGCUGCUGGAAGCUCCUGCAAAGAGCUUCUAAUUAGCUCCACUGCGCCAAGCCCUGUCAGUUGUUGCUCUCAGCCAAAUAGUUUAUCACAGUUGCAGGGGCUUCUAGCAGCAGGAGAGGUUUCUACUCUAGUUAUUACACCUACUCUGCGAGGGUGACUGGACAUUCAUGGCACUGUUACUAAUUCUGCAUGCUGAAGUAGUUAUGGUGCUUUGAGUCGUGGUACUGUGUGGUAUAGACUUGCUAAUAAAUGAUGGGGCAAUAGAUGACACAGGUUUGAUUCUCAACAAAAGGAUAGUUUCUGGUUAUAACAGGUUAUUUAGCAAACUGAGAGUUCAAAGUGAAUUACAAGUUUUAGGCCAAAGUAGCCAAACUGAAAGUAUAGAGACAGAGAUUUUUUUUCCUGUUUGGCUAUUUGACCUUAAAAUUGAAAUUCACCUUAAAUUCUCACGUUUGUCAAUAACCCUGUAGGUAUCCAAGUGUAAAUCUUUGUCUGUCUGUACAUUUUAGAGUGGCCUUUUAUUGUGGCCAGCCUAAGGCACACCUGUGCAGUAAUCAUGCUGUCUAAUCAGCAUCUUGAUAUGCCACACCUGUGAGGUUGAUGGAUUAUCUUGGCAAAGGAUAAGUGCUCACUAACACAGAUUUAGACAGAUUUGUGAACAAUAUUUGAGAGAAAUAGGCCUUUUGUGUACAUAGAAAAAGUCUUAGAUCUUUGAGUUCAACUCGUGAAAAAUGGGGGCAAAAACAAAAAGUGUUAUGUUUAUAAUUUUGUUCAGUGUAGCUGAACUGGAAAGAUUCUUAAACCCAGCUAUAGACACAGUAUGGCUAUUUUAGUCUAAAUGUUGUCAUUGAGAUUUCAGCUUGCUACGAUCUGUAAGUAUCUCACAGUGUACAUGCUGUGAUUUAUAUUUUUGUUGAGAGAUAAAAUUCUUCUUAAAGGGACAGUGCAGGCACUAUAACCAUUUCAUCUCAUUGAUUUGGUUAUGGUGACUGGAGUCUCCUGGCACUGUCCCUACAUUCAGUGUUGAACCAUUUCCCAGCAGAUUAAUCUUGAAAGAGGGUUCCUGGCUUCCAAUAGUCCAGCCCCACUAGCACGCGAUGCCGAUUCCUCUCACAGUCAGGUCAGCAUGUCCCACGCUGGCAAUAACUCCCCUUCCUAUGACACGAUGCACACGUAAUUACGUCGAUGAUGUAGGCCGGGUCAUUUUCACAGGGCCAGAACAUUUUCGGGUUGUUGCCUUAAAGCAAAAGACUCUCCCUUCUAAAAAGGCUGUCUUUUGCUUUGUUCUUUGCCCUAUUGUGGUUCUUAGUUUUCCCUAUAGUGCUACUUAUUUUCUCUCAGUGAUUAUUUGGCAUAUUUUCACUAUUGACUAUUCUGUUCUCUGGUUUCCUGACUCGGCUUGUAUCUUGACUUCUGUCCUUUCUGGUACGCUGACCUGGCUAUUCCUGUAUCGCUCUCCUGAUCUCUGGCAUUCUGACUUCUUUGGCUAUUCUGUGACUACUAUGUUAAGGCCAACCAUUCUAAGGUUCACUAAUAGGUUAUUAGGUUUUCUGUGGGUUUACAUACUGUGUGUAGGGGUUCUACGCAACUGUGAUAGAAUGCAAUGCAUUUACUGUAAUAACUGAAUUUUCAAUCUUUUUAGUGAUCGUUUUAAAGAAAAGGAAAAUGACCUACGUAGAAGGAUCAAACGCAUCUUAAAAUGUGAUUUCAGCAAAGCCAACCCUACGGACCCUGCUGUGUUACCAAAAGCUGAUUGUGUGUUGAGCCUUUAUGUAACACAUAUGGUUAGUGAAGAUCAUGAUGUUUACCGCUCUAACAUGAAACAAAUAGCUUCCAUGCUAAAACUAGGAGGACGCCUAUUAUUAUUUGGUGGUUAUAAUGGUGCAUUUUUCACUGUUGGUGAGGAAAAGUACCAUGUUUUAGGGUGUGAUGAAAAGUUUAUAAAAGAAGCUCUGGAAGAUGCAGGUCUUGCGAUUGAGCGAUGUGAGGUACGGAAAAGUAAAAUAGGCAAUGAGGUGGUAGCUUAUGAUCAUCUAUGUUUUAUUAGGGCUGUCAAAAAGAAAAAUAUCUAACAAUAGGGUAAAUGAACCCCUAUUUUUAAAUGCAUUAUAUAAAAAAUGCAUGACAUAAAAUGC